This is a messenger RNA of Podarcis lilfordi (Lilford's wall lizard), 87953 nucleotides long. Lineage: Eukaryota; Metazoa; Chordata; Lepidosauria; Squamata; Lacertidae. The record is from the annotation of a GenBank genome assembly.
CCCGGCCAGAAGAAGCGAUGCGGCGGCGGCGUCUGCUGCGCGCUCCGAGGGCGCGCCGACCCGGGAGCUGCUGAGGCGCUGCGCCGGCUAUUGUUGCAGGCGCCGGGGGCUCCUCUGUCUCUCCCUCUUCGCGGGGUGAUGCCGGGGAAGCCGUUGAACUUGGGCGGCUGCUGACAGGAGGCGGCCCAUGUGCAGCCCUCGGGGCCGGGCACGCCGACGGGCCGCGGCCGGCAGGAGCGGUAAGUGGCUGCGCUGCCGCCGCCGGGGCUGGGCUGGUUAGGGACGCGGCUCCCGCUGGAGCUGGAGGAGGGGAGGGAGAGACGGAGAGGAGGAGGAGGAGGAGGAGGAAAAAGCCGCUUCCCUCUCUCCAUUGCUCCUCCUUUCCCUUCGCGCGGGUCCCUUCCUCUUUCACUCUUUUUCUCCCUCGCUUCUUCACCUUCUCGCCCAUCUUUUCUGCCUCCCCCUCUUCACGCUCCCCCCGUUCCUCUCUCUCUCUCAGCACAGUUUCUUCCUUCCCUCCUUUUCAACUUUCGCUUUUCCUUCUUUCUUCCCGCAUUCCUUUCAUUUUUAAAAAAUGGGGGGCGGCGCCCCUCUCUCAUUUGAACAGGAUUUAGAAUGCAAUGCGUGGCAAAGGGAAGGAUUUGGGGCAUUUUAGUUGUGUUUGUGCGCACGUGUGUAUUUUGCAUUUUUGGGGUUUUUUUAAAAAAAAUAUAUCUCUGGUAUAAAUACUUUCCAAGAAACACUUUUUCUUUUGCUACAGUGAGCGAGGGAGAGGAAUGCACCUUGCUCGGCUGAGUGAUUCAUCAUACCCGUAGCGUCUUGCGGGCAUGGCUUCUUUGCUUUCAUGUGCAGGGAUAAUAAAUCAGACAUAUAAACCUGUAGAAGUCCUUAGAGUUUCCAACGCCGGUGAAUUGCUAGCAGAUGAGAGUGAAAUUCUAUCGGAUUUCUCUUGGAGGCUUCAUCAAAGUACCCUUUUUUUUGGUGGGGGGGGAGCAAAUCAAACUGCCCACCCUGCUAAUGUAAAUGUGGGUCAAGUUGACAAAUGACCUUUUAAUUAUUGGUUUUUAAAGGUGUAUAUUUAAUUAGAGGACACAGAUUGAAUGUAUACCAUACCCCAUUUCUUUUUUUUUUUUGCAGUGCAUUUGCAACUGAUGCAAUAAGGACAGCAUUUAAAAAAAAAAAAAGCCAGGAGGAAUGCAUUUAAUUAGCUAGGGGUAGUCAUUCUGCUGCUGCUAAAAGGGCAACGAGGCUUCAUUUCUGCAAGAGAGGCCAGGAGAUCAUUUUCUAGGGUGGGGGAUGUGGGUUAGGAAGGAGUUUUGUUAGUGAUGCAGUGGCUAGCAUGCCUGCAGCAAGUGGCAGAGGCAGUGCAUAGAACUGUAGAGUUGAAUGGGACCCUGUGAGUCAUCUAGUCCAACCCUCAUGUUUGGGGGAGGGCCUGGAUAAUAGGAGGUGUGUGGGGGACUGACCGUUACACAGAGUGAGGUCUGUGGUGCUAUCUGCCUAGAUCACUGUAGGGAAAACCACAGGAAAGCACAAGGAGACUGUAAAAGAAAAAAGAGGAAAGAUACCACACUCUCACUUAGAGUGGUGGGCUUUGAUGUGGGAGACUGGUUGAAAUUUCUGUUCAUAGCAGUAGAUCUCAGCCUGAUCUACCUCGCAAGGCUGUCCAGGGGAUGAAGAAUCCCGACCCACGCAAAGUGAGGCACUUACAAAUCACACGGAUACAGAUAAGAAAGAGUUAUGUAGUCCUCCAAACUCCACGUUCCUUGGAGUAAUACCCAUUGAAUACAAUGUAGUUUAUUCAUGAAUAGACUUGAUUAGAAUUGCAGCAGCAAGCACAGCGCCACCUCCCCCAACUCACUGAACCUCUUGAAGUUUGCUAAAAUGUGCAUAUUGCUGAAAUGCUUUAUUAGCCUGAUUUUGUCCAUUCCUCAAAAUAGGUCACUGGUUACAUUUUACAGGUGGGAAACGGAGGCUUUGUUUUGGCCAAAACCCAUCUAGUGAAUUUGUGGCUGAGUAGCUAAUGUGAAGUCUGAUCUCCCAGUUCCAAGUUCAACAGUCUGACAAUUUGUAAUGGGAGUGUAUCAAAGUGUUUUGGGAUUGAUUUCAAGAGAUUUCUUCCCAAUAGGAAGUUCUAUGUUGUUUUUACUGUCCAUGUUAGAACAUCUCUCUGCUUCCACCGCCCCCUUUCCUGGUCUCUCACCCUUGCCAUCCACCCUAAAUAGCCUGAACACAGCAUACAGCCUUCAGCCUACAGGUUGUCCACCUCUGAAUUAAGCCUAAGAACUCUACAUGAUUAGACAAUUCAGUUUCCAACAAAAUAGUCUGAGAUUUCACUCGUUUGUUAGCAUUUGGCAAUCAGUGCAAACAAUGCCGCUUCUGAGUUGCAAUUAAUGUGUCAUCUGCCUACUGAAAGCUUUACAACAGGUGUUGUGGGGGGAGAACCCCAGAACUGGGAUCUGAAUGUGGCCCUCCAUGCCUCUCUGCCUGGCCCUUGGAACAUUCCCUUAGGCCACACCAUUCUCUGGUUUGCUUUGCAGCCCACGGAUUUGGCUGGAUUCUAUGAUUCCAUGUGUCCUUGAAGUUAUAAGGACUUGCUUGUCUGGAUGGAGGCUAGAGACAGGUGUGUGUGUGUGUGUGUGUGUGUGUGUGUGUGUAGACCCCGCUGGACAAAGAUAAUGUUUAUAUUGGUUGCUCUGCCCACUUUUGCCAAUGGCCCAGCCCACUUUGGAAGCUCAUUGAGAAGGGGAUGUGGCUCUAGGGCCAAACGAGUACAGUGGUACCUUGGCUUACAUAUGCUUCAGGUUACAUACGCUUCAGGUUACGGACUCCACUAACCCAGAAAUAGUACCUUGGGUUAAGAACUUUGCUUCUUGAUGAGAACAGAAAUUGUGCAGCAGCGGCGGCAGGAGGCCCCAUUAGCUAAAGUGGUGCUUCAGGUUAAGAACAGUUUCAGGUUAAGAACAGACCUCCGGAACGAAUUAAAUACUUAAUCCGAGGUUCCACUGUAUCUCCAACCCUGGUUUGCAAGCUUGUUCAAUCUGUUUAUGCCAUUUUUCUGAUCUUCCAUGUUUGUCACAAUUGAAAAUCUCUGUUCACAACAAUACACAGUGGUACCUCGGUUUUCAAACGUAAUCCCUUCCGGAAGACUGUUCAACUUCCGAAACGUCUUAAAACCAAAAACUCAAUACCGAAGCCUCAGACUGUAUGGAAAACUCAAACAGGAAGCCGCCUCAGAAGUUCGAUUUCCGAGGCACGUUUGAAAAUGGAAGCGUUUACUUCUGGGUUUCCGGCAUUCAAAAACUGAAACGUUUGGCUUCCGAAAUGCUCAAAAACCGAGGUACCACUGUAUCAUGGAGAACUGUAGAAGAACAGCCAAUGCUCUUGAAGAGAAGUAUGGAUACUGUUUCUGGUUGUAUAUACACAUUAUUUUGACACUGUGUUUGAUACUAAACAUUAUUUUGGUGCUACACUUUACUGAAAUGUUUAAAGGUUCCUUUGAUUGUCGUUGAAUCUUCCUGCCACCCUUGCCAUCCUCUCCUGCCACUUCCUUUGAGAGCCACUUCUUUAAGGUCUCUGGCAGCCAUCUUUGCCAUCAGCUGCUACUUGACAUCAGUUUAUCUGGCAGCGUUGGGGAGCCACCUCAAGACCCUUCUAAAUGCAGAGCAUGCGCUCGGCCACUGAGUUCCUGCACUCUUCCUUUCUUGCUUCUUGCCAAAUAUUCUGAUUUUCCACAAACUCCAGCCUGGCUAGCAGAGCAAAUUAAUGCAAUUUAGGCAAAUUAGUUCGAUUUAAAUAAAUGUAAACAUAGGUUUUGGAUUUCCUUGGCGCACACUGGGUUCGCGCACACACAAUGUGCACACAACGGCCUGCAAUUGUUUUAACAAGGGCUGUGCGGGGGAAGAAUGUCGAGAUUAAGCUUUUAAUUAAAAUACUUUCCAGUGGAUUUGCACAUGAAAGGCUGGCUAAUGAGAUACAGUUUUGCUCAGAUGUGAUUGAAUACCUUUCCUUUUGUUUCCCCUGACAUUUCCUCCUUUUGAUUCAUUUAGAUGACUCUCUUAGUUGCAAAUGUCUGUGUCGUGAUUACAGUAAGCACUUGUCAUAAUCUACAAAUUUUCUAAUAUUUCAGCCCACUGGGGAGAGAGAGGGGGAGUGUGUUUGUGUGCGAGUGUGAAAUGAGGGAGUUGCCACUCCAAUCUGUUUUGGACUGAUGGGAUGUUUGUCCCAAGUAGCAAACCUACAGAGGGUGCCAAGCGGUUAGCUACGCCAGGAAAAGAAGCAUUUUUUGGAGGGUGAUGGAGAUCAUGGACUACAACAUGGUUCUGGGAUCACAAAGAGGAGGCUGCAGCUAAUGUUUGGGGCAGGGACAGGAGGUGGGAAGGUGCCUAGGAAGGAGAAGGUGCUUCAACAGGUUAGGAAGGAAGGCAGGAAAGAGUUCCCAAAUGCCGAAUGUGUGCAUUAUAUUUUGUGUCUGCAUUUGUAAAUUUGUAAAUCAGCCUCUAGACCCAUGGUUCCCAACAUGGGGCACACGGGGGGGGGGGGAUUUGAUUUUUAAAGGGGGCAAUUUGAGAAUGUGUUAUUAACAGUGAAUUUUAUGCAUUCCUUAUGGUUCUAGGGGCCUCGUAUACCGAAUAUAAAUACAGUGGUACCUCAGGUUACAUACUCUUCAGGUUACAUACGCUUCAGGUUACAGACUCCGCUAACCCAGAAAUAGUGCUUCAGGUUAAGAACUUUGCUUCAGGAUGAGAACAGAAAUCAUGCUCUGGUGGCGCGGUGGCAUCGGGAGGCCCCAUUAGCUAAAGUGGUGCUUCAGGUUAAGAACAGUUUCAGGUUAAGAAUGGACCUCCGGAACAAAUUAAGUACUGUAUUUUUUGCUCUAUAAGACUUACUUUUUCCCUCCUAAAAAGUAAGGGGAAAUGUGUGUGCGUCUUAUGGAGUGAAUGCAGGCUGUGCAGCUAUCCCAGAAGCCAGAACAGCAAGAGGGAUCGCUGCUUUCACUGCGUGGCGAUCCCUCUUGCUGUUCUGGCUUCUGAGAUUCAGAAUAUUUUUUUUCUUGUUUUCCUCCUCCAAAAACUAGGUGCGUCUUGUGGUCUGGUGCGUCUUAUAGAGCGAAAAAUACGGUACUUAACCUGAGGUACCACUGUAUAAAUAUAUCAUAUUUUUCUGUCUAUAGGAUGCCCCCGUGUAUAAGACACCCCCCCCCCAUUUUGGGGGGACUCAAUUUUAGGAAAAUGAGGGGAGAUGGCCCAAGGUUGUUGAGCCUCUCCCCCCAUGCCGCUGGGGGCAGGAAACACUUCCGAGAUCGUUUCCUGCGCACAGCGGCAUUGGGGGAAUUUGUGCUCCCACCAGCCAUUGCGCUCUGAUGCCGCCGCUGCCACACAGGAAACAGUCCAGAGAGCGCCCACUGCAUGCAGCAGCAUCGGGGGAGGUUGCACUCCGGGAGCACAACCUCCCCCGAUGCCGCCGCGCAUGGGAAACAACCCAGGGAGCACCUGCCGUGCGAAGUGGCAUUGGGGGGAGUUGCGCUCCUGCCAACGAACUGGCUGGUGGCGCACAGCUUCUCCCCCCCCCCCAUGCCACUGUCCGUGUAUUGGACAACCCCAGUUUUUUGACGUGAUUUUUGAGUCAAAAAACCUCAUCCGAUACACGGAAAAAUACGGUGCGUUCAUACACACGCACACGCACACAUAUACACACACUUUCAUCGAUGCCAUGUUCUUUGGAAACUUGUUUAGACCACUAAGUUCAUGGCCUUUUAGGCUUCCUCCACGAAAAUAGGAGUUCACUUUUUGAAUAAUAAGAAUUAUAUGUCUUGUGGAAGGGGCAUCAGGAUUUUAGAGAUGCUUAGGUGGGGCAUGGCCAAAAAAAGGUUGGGAACCACUGCUGUACACAUACACAGUCAUACCUUGGAAGCUGAAUGCCUUGCAAGUUGAACGUUAUGGCUCCUGAACGCCGCAAACCCGGAAGUCAGUGUUCCGGUUUGUGAACGUUCUUUGGAAGCUGAAUGUCCGACGCGGCUUCCAUGGCUUCCAAUUGAGUGCAGGGAGCUCCUGCAGCCAAUCGGAAGCUGCACCUUGGUUGUUGAACGUUUUCAGAAGUCGAACGGACUUCCGGAACGGAUUCCGUUCAACAACCAAGGUAUUACUGUACUGGGAAGCAUGUCCCAAAGCAGCCGAUGAAGCUUAGCAAGAUUGCAUAUAGGUUCAAGAAGGACACUGUCAAACUGGAACGUGUCCAGAGGAGGGCAACCAGAAUGGUCAAAGGCCUGGAAACGAUGCCUUAUGAGGAACGGCUAAGGGAGCUGGGCAUGUUUAGCCUGGAGAAGAGGAGGUUAAGGGGUGAUAUGAUAGCCAUGUUCAAAUAUAUAAAAGGAUGUCACAUAGAGGAGGGAGAAAGGUUGUUUUCUGCUGCUCCAGAGAAGUGGACACGGAGCAAUGGAUCCAAACUACAAGAAAGAAGAUUCCACCUAAACAUUAGGAAGAACUUCCUGACAGUAAGAGCUGUUCGACAGUGGAAUUUGCUGCCAAGGAGUGUGGUGGAGUCUCCUUCUUUGGAGGUCUUUAAGCAGAGGCUUGACAGCCAUAUGUCAGGAGUGCUCUGAUGGUGUUUCCUGCUUGGCAGGGGGUUGGACUCAAUGGCCCUUGUGGUCUCUUCCAACUCUAUGAUUCUAUGAUUAAGCCUUCCUUAUUGUAGGUUGAUGAAACUUGAACAUAACCUGCUGCCUGAAGUUAUUGAGGGCCUUUUGUAUCAUUAUAAAGACCUGAAGGGUAUCGUGCUCAUAAAUGCUGCAAUUGGCUUUUCAAUAGCAUAAGGAGAAGUAGCAAUUUUUGUUUUGGCAACUUUGUCUUUCCUUGAUUGUCAUGGUGUUUGCUGCCCUGGGCUCCUUCGGGAGGAAGGACAGGAUAUGAAUUCAAUAACAAAUACCCCCAAAGCAACACAUUAUAUGUCUUUCCUUCCCCGCUCUAGUUUAACUAGAGCUGUCAAGUUUUUCGUUUAUUAUUUUAUGUCUGUGUACCCCAGCUUCUGGGUGACUGACAAUAAAGCUGAACAAAUACUCAAAAAAGCCCACAUGAAUUUUAAAAAACCCCAGCGUUAUGAAAGACCUUUAAAAUCUUCCUUCGAACUAAUUUAUCAAUUAUCUACUAGGUUAAAUCAAAAUAAUCUGGAUGAUUCCAAAAGCUUGGCAAAGGUUCCCUUUUGAGAAACUGGAAGGGACUGUGAGUUCUCAAGCAAUCCUUUUUUAAAAAUCUUUUUUAUUGAUUUUCCAAUAAAAACAGCCAAUCAACAUAUCCACAUCAUAAUCCAAUUAAAAACAAUAAACUAAAAUAAAAAAGAACCAAAUUACACUCCAAAUUGUUAAUUAUUUAUUUUUCUGGGCUCCCCAUAGUCUGGACUUCUGAAGAAUUAUCUCCAAUAUCUUCGUUCCUGCAAGUUCUCAAGCAAUCUAAUAAACCAAGCAUGAGGAUCCUCAUGCUCCCCUGGCCAACAGGGUUCUCCACAGCCAGACAUCUUCCCCAGCUUUCCUUUGCGCCCUCCAUGAGUGUUUUUGCAAGUACUCUGGUGAUGCCUCUUGCUUGCCUGGGUGGGGGGUAGAUAGGGGGUUGUGUAAUGUGUAGAACUGAGCCUACUGAACAAAGCUAAAAUGCUGCUUCAUUGCUCCACCUUCUUUUUGCCUCUGGCCCUGCCUUCCACUUGCAUGUGGCCCCUGAAAGGGUAGCCUAGAGAAAGGAAUGCCACCCCCAUAGCUGUCAUCUUACAGAUUUGAAAAUAAGGGGCCAGCAGCCUCAAAAAUAAGGGACCAGCAGCCAAAAUAAGGGAUUUUCCAAGCACAGGUAUGUUCAACUUCUGAGCCCCUCCAAGCCAAAGGCAGAAAGCCCAGCCAGCAGCCAAACGAAGCCUCAAGCGGUGGUUCCCACAGCACAGCAACCCGGCAAAGAGGAUGCAGCAAGGAAAACCACCGUCACCUCUCUGCUGGGAAGCGCUGAGCAAUGGCGAGUCCCCAGGCAACGCGGCCGAUUUGAUCGGCACAAGGCAUGCAAGGUCCACCCCCCAGUCGUUCUUAGACUCCUUAUUGGGUGAGCAACGCAGCCAAGCAACACAAUUGGAGCUUCCCUCCUGCCUGGCCGGCAGGCAGGGAGGGAGAGGAGCUGCUUCCUUUGAAACCCGGGAAAUUUAAGGGACAUCAUCAGUAAGGGACAGCAGCGGGACACGGCGCUGGGAUAAGGGACUUUCCUGCCAAAUAAGGGAUGGUUGACAGCUAUGGUCCUUCCCCCCCCCGGCUGAAAAGGGCUCCCCACCAUUGCGAUAAACACAAGCUUCUGCUCAUGGACCUGCUUUGCACAAUACUGCCACUAAGGCAAACCAUGGCUUUGCAGCAUGAUGCUGCGAUUUUCCCUCGCUGGUUCAUGCGGCUUAGUCAUGGUUUGGGGAACCCAGGCCAACCCCUUAGACCUGUUUGUUCCUGCUUGUUCCUUUGCUUUCCUGCCCUGCUCACUAUGUCUUGCUCUGCUGGGAUUUUGGCUUUUGCCUCAAUCUUGUUUUCCCGGGUUGUUGUCUCCUGCUAGUUGAGACGUAUUGCACUACCUCAGUAUUUUGGGACUUUUUACCCUAGGCCUGCCUGGAGCCACCCCAUGUCCUGAACUGGUUAUCUGGAUUUGGUGGAGUCUUACCCCAUCUCACUGGGGCCCUGAUCUAGCAAAACGAAUAAAUAAAACCCGGAUCCAACCUGCAGAGCAGCCCAGGUAGUUUACAAAGAGCUUUGGCAUCUUAAGUGGCUUAGCGGAGUUUAGGGUCUUCUUCCUGUCAGUGUUUUGCAGGGCAGCUGCUAAUUAAUGAGUCCUGGUCAUCUUCCUCGUGUCCACCCUGCUUCUCUUCUCUCCUUGCAGGCUUUGCCUCUCACUUUAUUAAGAAACUGGCCUUGCUCUUUUACUAGAAAUAAACACUGACAGUGAUGGCUGCUUAAUAGGAUUUGGCUGGCAGGUUGCAAUGAGGGGGAAGGGUUCUAAGUGCAGUUGGCAGCUAUGAGGGAUGAGAAAGUUUGAAAAGAAGCCAAGCAAGAAGUGUGAUCUUUCUCUUCCCCUGUCCUCGACUACCACGCCCAACUUACUUUGCAGGCGUAUUCCCCACAACAAGGGAAGACUAACAGAAGGGUGGGCGCCUUAUAUACAGAGCCAUCUUUCCCAUUGAUCUUAGUGGUUCGUUGCGCCAGGGCGCCGGCCUCUCAGGGGCGCCCUAGUGAGUGGGGGAGCUGCGCAGCUUUGGCGGCAGCCUCCCCUUUCCCUGCAUGCCCAACAGCUGCGCCCCGCCAACUAUAUGGCUGGCAGGCAUGCAGCUUCCUUCCUGAGCCUCCUCAGGAGGAGAGCGAUCCCCGCAGAGGCCUCUGUAUCUGAUAAAGAUGGCCCUGCUCCUGGUCGUUGUCUCCUCCUGCUUCCUGACAAAAGGCGGCACGCAGCCUUCCCGGGCACCCUGACGCCGGAAAACAUGUCCACCAGCACGUUUUCCUGCUUGAUCGUCGCCACCACGCUGGCAAUCGGGGCGGUGGGGGUGGCAGAGGACAUUUUCCACCGCCCCCUCCCUUGUUUUGGAGUUGCCGGGGGGGGGGGCGCUGGAGGGAUCUUUGCACCAUGGCGCCUGAUAUGCUUAAGACGGCCCUGCUUAUAUACAGUCAUACCUCGGGUUAAAGUCGCUUCAGGUUAAGCGUUUUUAGGUUACACUCCGCGGCGACCCGGAAGUAACAGAACACAUUACUUCCACAUUUCGCCGCUCGCGCAUGCGCAGAUGCUCAAAACGACCUCACGUGCAUGCACAGAAGUGGUGAAUCGUGAUCCACGCACGCGCAGAUGUGGGUUGCGUUCUGCUCAGGAUACGAGCGGGGCUCCAGAACGGAUCCCGUUCUCAUCCAGAGGUACCACUGUAUCUUCUUUAUGGCUAUAUGGAGAACUGCACCCUAUCAUUUAGCAUAAGAAUGUAAAUAAAGCUUGCUGAAUCAGGCCAGUGGCCCAUCUUGUCCAGCAUUCAGUUCUCACCGUGGCCAACCAGAUGCCUGGGGGAAACCAGCAAGCAGGAUUUGAGCACAAGAAGAAGAAGAAGAAGAGUUUGGAUUUGAUAUCCCUCUUUAUCACUACCCGAAGGAGUCUCAAAGUGGCUAACAAUCUCCUUUCCCUUCCUCCCCCACAACAAACACUCUGUGAGGUGAGUGGGGCUGAGAGACUUUCAGAGAAGUGUGACUAGCCCAAGGUCACCCAGCAGCUGCAUGUGGAGGAGCAGGGAAUCGAACCCAGUUCACCAGAUUACGAGUCCACUGUUCUUAACCACUACACCACGCUGGCUCUCCCCUCCAGUGUUCUGCAAAGAUGCCACAUGGUACAACAUGAUUUGUAGAGAGCCAUCAGCGCACAUGCUGCCUAGUGGGUUUUUCAGCAGAGUUCUUACCCUCGAGGACAGUACGAGAAAGGGGAGGCAAACUUGGGUGUGUGAUGAAUGUGUGAAAAUGUGAUUACCACCUCCCUGAUUUCUGACAAUGGGGAAUCAAAACCAAAUGGGGGAGUUUUUCACCUUUAUGACCUGUGGUGGUUCUGAUGAGUUGUGCUUCUUUGUCCCAUUGCUGAGAUUUCCAUUAAUUUUUCUUCCAAUACUUUCUACUUUGCUAGAACUUAGUGGAAAUUAGAACCAACAACUCCUGCCCCUCCUUCUGUGCCUUCUAAAAUUAGCUCCUUUAUGUCAAUUCCUAUAGUUACAACAACCACCUUCCUGGUAGUAAAAGGAACAUGAAAUGCCCAACAAACCCAUCUGGCUUAGGCCAUUCAUGCCCUGCUAGACCAGAACCCUAUACUGUAAUUCAUUAUUUUUGAAGUUUUAAAGGGACAGGGCAAAUUCUUAGGCUUUUCAACUUGGCAGAGCAAAACUGCGAGUUUGAGCUCCUUCUUUUUAGAGAUAGGUUUCUGCAUCAUGGCAGCAGUAUUUAAGAAGUACUGAACAAUUUCCCCCCUUCAGUCUGCAGAAGUCAAUUUUCAUAGUAUUUUUCCCCUGUGUUUUGUAAAUGACACUUAAGCAUUUAGUAUGGAAAGACAAAAUCUAUGAUUCUAAAACUAAGGUCGGUUCCAGGUGACCUGUUUCUUGUGCAUUCAUUCUGAUUUGUUUGCACAAUGUUUGUGGAGAGGUUAGAUGACGUGGGCAUUCAUUCUGGUUCAUUUUCAGGGAGAUGAGGCACUUUUCAUCAAGCAACUGUUAUCCCACACUCUUGAGUGCGCUUUUUUUAUUGCAAACUGUACAAUUUGGCAGGUGGGUGGCAGGUUUGUUGCGUAUGAGCCUAGAGGUUUUGAUGAUGAAGCAGCAUACAAACCCUGUUAAAUAUGAAAUAAAUAAGAGCACUAAAUCAACUUUUAUAGGGCCAUCUGAAUUUGCCAGUAUGUGCUUAUUUAUUUAUUUACCGUAUUUCAUGAAAUUACACACACGACUUGAUUGUAAAAGACCUCAAAGUGGUUUUUCGGGUAGAAUUCAAUCUGGAAGUGACUUAAGUGUAGGGAAAGCUCAAUACUAAAUGAGUUGUAGAUUCAUUGAUCCUCUGUGAGUGUUUUGAGGCUGGAAGAACACAUUAAAAUUUCUUGUAUCAGGCACUGGGAUGCAGAAGCAGGGAGGUAUAGCUUUAGGGAACUGGUCAUAGAAUCAUAGGAUUGUGAAUUGGAAAAGACCUAUUGUAUGUUAAUGUGUGUAGCAGUUCAUCCUUUGCAUGUCGGGAUCACCUGGUUUUUAGUAAUAAUGCAGCAAAGUAGAGUUAAAAUAUCUUAAUCUUCAUUCUCUUGCUCUUGAACACAUGUUGAAGAACUGUUUUAUACCAGCUGAAUAGCACAAAACCCACAAUGCUUUGCAAGUCUGAGCUCACAAAUCUGGGAUUUUUAAUAAGUGACAAAUUGGUGAUAGUGAAGAAAUGGCAAACCAAACAGGAAUUGCUCAGACUCAAUUUUUUUAUUUUUUAUUUUAAAAACCCACUGCUGGAACUGAAAAAUGGGAAUCCCACCUCUGUUUGAUAUACCUUCUAAUGCCUAGAGUUCUGUGAUGGUCAGAUGCAAACCUAUGGACCAAGUGGUGUUGUUUAGUCAUUGUCCCUCGAGAGAGAUCAGAGCCUUGAAGAAACAAACAACCUCGAGGAACUCAGGGCCAUAUUUACACCAUACAUUUCAAGCACUAAGAUGCCACAUUAAACAGUCAUGUUGUUGUUGUUGUUUAGUCGUGUCCGACUCUUUGUGACCCCAUGGACCAGAGCAUGCCAGGCACUCCUGUCUUCCACUGCCUCCCGCAAUUUGGUCAAACUCAUGUUCGUAGCUUCGAGAACACUGUCCCACCAUCUCGUCCUCUGCUGUCCCCUUCUCCUUGUGCCCUCCAUCUUUCCCAACAUCAGGGUCAUUUCCAGGGAGUCUUCACUUCUCAUGAGGUGGCCAAAAUAUUGGAGCCUCAGCUUCAGGGUCUGUCCUUCCAGUGAACACUCAGGGCUGAUUUCCUUCAGAAUGGAUAGGUUUGAUCUUCUUGCAGUCCAUGGGACUCUCAAGAGUCUCCUCCAGCACCAGAAUUCCGAAGCAUCAAUUCUUUGGCGAUCAGCCCUCUUGAUGGUCCAGCUCUCACUUCCAUACAUCACUACUGGGAAAACCUUAGCUUUAACUAUACGGACCUUUGUUGGACCAAGUAAUGUAAUGUAUAACUUAUUUCACACUUUUUAGAGAAUGCUAGUUAGUAGAAACCGCUCUGUGUGUCAUUAGCUCUGGCUCCACCUUCCUGUGGUCUCCCUGGCUUCUGUCCCAACAGUUCCAAUGGUUGCCAGUCACCACUGAUAACUGUAGUCCUGUAUAGCAAUUAUAGCAACACUUGAUCCUUGAUCUGUUUUUUUAUUAUAUUAUUAUCUCAGUAUUUUUUUAUGGCAGCCCUGCAGGUUUAGGUUGCACAUUGCAAAUGGGGUGGCAGGGAGGGCUAAGAGAAUAAUGGAUUGCCUGUACAGUGGUACCUCGCAAGACAAAAAACUCGCUAGACGAAAGGGUUUUUUGUUUUUUGAGCUGCUUCGCAAGAUGAUUUUCCCUAUGGGCUUGCUCCGCAAGACGGAAACGUCUUGCAAGUUUGUUUCCUUUUUCUUAACACCGUUAAUACAGUUGCGACUUGACUUCGAGGAGCAACUCAUAGAACGCGGUGUGGUAGCCUUUUUUGAGGUUUUUAAAGACUUUGGUGAUUUUUGAAGCUUUUCCAAAACUUUCCCGUGCUUCGCAAGACGAAAAAAACCGCAAGACGACAAAACUCGCGGAACGAAUUAAUUUCGUCUUGCGAGGCACCACUGUAGUUGCUGGAUGAGUUUAUAGCUGAGGUCAAACUUGCGCUGGGGGUGGGUUUUCCCCAUCUCUUACUUAUGCAGGAUACAUGCACUUCCUUCUUGUAUUGUGGACCACAAUCCCCAUUGCACACAAAAAAAUUGCCUGUGUAUGCAGGGUUUUCCCUCUCAUUCCCCCUUAGCGACCCCUCACCACCAUGCGGUAUUAUUUUUUUAAAAUUAAACUUGCUCAUAAAAUAAUAAUCAUUGUAAUUUUGUAAGACAAAAAAUAGACAAACACAGAUUUCUUUUUUAAAAUAUUUUUAAAUUAAUUUUUAACAUACAAUUUUUUUUAAGACAUACCACACAAAUUAUUAUACAUAUGUCCUUGUUUGGACUUCCUUCAGCAUCUCUGAUAGCCUUCCAUCUUGAUUAUUUCUCCUGCAAUUCUUAACUUAAUAUUGCCUUUACCUUUUCUAACAAAUCAUGUCUCCCUUUCCAUUUUUACAAUAUUUCUUAAAUUACUCCUCACAGAACUUCUUGUAGUCCUACAAACGUAAUCUGAUCAUCACAAAUACUUUUCAAAUACUCAGUAAAUUUAGUCCAGUCUUUGGUAAACCUCUGGUCCCACCGGUCUCGGAUCCUUCCUGUUAGCUUGUCUAAUUCUGUGUAGUCCAUCAAUUUCAUCCUCCAUUCUUCUAAUGUUGGUAGUUCUUCUUGCUUCCAUUUUUGGGCCAAUAAUAUUCUUGCUGCUGUUACUGCAUAUAAAAAAACUUACAGUCUUUCCUGUUUAUAUAAUUUCCAACAAUACCUAAAAGAAAUGCUUCUGGUUUUUUAAUAAAAGUAUAUUUCAACAUUUUUUAAAACUCAUUAUAUAUCAUCUCCCAGAAGCAUUUCACCUUUUUACAUUCCCACCACAUAUGAUAAAAUAAUCCUUCUUUUUCUUUACAUUUCCAACAUUUAUUACUAACUUUAUACAUGACAAACACAGAUUUCUAAAGCUGUCAAACAGUUAACCCAAGACAUCCUUCUGUAAUGAAGCAUGAAUCUCUGGUUGACUCCAGCUGUGUUCCUUUUGGGCUACAUAAGCUACAAAACAAUACAAUUUGACAUGAAAAGUAUUCUUUUUGGGUUGGAUUCAUUCUUAUUAUUUGUUGGGUUAAUUUCUCCAUUGAGACAACCAUUCAUAUUUGUCUGUGCCAUUCUCCCAUCAAAUUACAAUUGAUGGUUCCAGUUUCUUGCUAUGAUUAUGUGUUCUUCUCGGAGUAUGUAAUGGCAGAGAAUCCUUGGAAUUUUUGCUGUUUUGGAGAAUACACAACACAGCGAAGUGUGUUUUAGCAUGCAUUUAAGCUAAAAAUGGUGAGAGUCAAUGAGUUGUUUUUGAUUGAGGAUUUCAGCAGUUGUCUCAAAAAUAUGUGGGUGGGUGGGGAUUAAAAUUAGCAUGGCUUGAGAUUCCUUUUGCAUCCCAGAAUUUAGCACUUGCCUGGGAGGAAAUGGGUUAGGGGCCAUUAACUUCAGGCAGCUGAUAAAUCUCCUCUCCUCCACACCCACCCUCGCUUAACCCCACACCAAUAAAACACUCAUCACCUCCAGUUUUAUUGUAAUUAGAGAUUAUGCGUAUGUGAGAACUCUUGAAGAAGAGUUGCAGAGGAAAGAAGAGUUAGAUGACAUCAAAGUAAAAUCACCACCAUUGCAGAAGAAGAAGAAGAAGAAGAGGAGGAGGAGUUUGGAUUUGAUAAUGAGUUAUAUUGUGUACAUAACAACUCUGUGAUCAGCCUGCAGACAAAGGGUUCCCUAGCCUAAAAAGAGAGAGAAGAUUUCAUGGCAUCAUUUAAAACUGUAAAAAUAAUUUCUAACAUUGAAGCAUCAGCUGCCAGAUACAUUAGUGCUUGGCAAAUACCCCAUCCCAACUUUCUUUUUUUAGACUCAAGCUUGGCAGGGGAGCACACUGAGUCACCUUGGCAAACAAUUUUAAUCGCUCUUGGGUUUUGUUUCUCUUAAUGCUUUCCUCUCCCAUGUUCUGCAUCUCACUAAGUUUAAGGUUUGGAAUAUUUGUCUGGCCAUUUUUAAUUCCUGCAACAGCAGCCCGCAAAUAGAUUGACCCACUGCUCCAAAAGCGUCAGUAUAUUUGGAACUCUGGGCACAGUCUUCUUUAGCGGGGAGGUAAGCCUUUCCUCCUUGGAUGCGGGUGGCGCUGUGGGUUAAACCACAGAGCCUAGGACUUGCCGAUCAGAAGGUUCCUGCUCCUGCCAACCUAGCAGUUCGAAAGCAUGUCAAAGUGCAAGUAGAUAAAUAGGUACCACUCCGGCGGGAAGGUAAACGGCGUUUCCGUGCGCUGCUCUGGUUUGCCAGAAGCAGCUUAGUGCGUGUGCCCACAUGCGUGCCCAUACACGUGUGCACACGCUAUUUCUGGCACACUUCCGGGUUGGAGGAGCACCAGAAAUAGCUUGUGCGCAUGUGCACGGGCCUCCUCCAACCCGGAUGUGCACCAGAAAUAACGCUUGCGCAUGCGCAAAUAACGCCUGCGCAUGCGCACAGGCUAUUUCCAGUGCUCCUCCGACCCUGAAGUGGGCAGCUGCGCAGCACAGCGCUGGUAAGAGCGGGCGGUGCUGCGGGCUGGAUAAACGAGUCCCUUGGGCCUUAUCCAGCCCACGGGCCUUAGUUUGGGGACCCCUGGUCUAGGGUCUAUUUGACCUCAAGGCGGUUGGUUGCUGACCUCCCAAUUUAUGGGUGACGGGCUAAUUUUAGGGCUCAUGUGCAGACACAUGGAAAGCGAAGAUGCACCCACAGUUGUGACUGUAUGUUCUGAUCGAGGAUCCAGGGGCAGAGGUUGCGGCAGGACAGCGAUGCACUCAGACAGAGCAAAAAGAGGGGAGGAUGGAGGGGGGAGCACCACAUAAUACUGGAAGCAAAUGUAGAGCCCCCAUUGCAAACAGAAUUAAACAAAAAAAAACCAAACCGGCAAUUCAGAGCACUUUAAAAGGGUGAAAAGCUUAGGGUAGAAGGUCUGUGGCUGUAUUUAAAUGCCUUGGAAUGCCUAUUCACUCCCCGCGAAAGAGCAGAAUGAAGCCUGGCUCCUGUGGACACAAAACACGCUUGGCACAGGCUAAAAAUGUGCAUGUGAGUGUCUCUCUAAGUACCCGGUAAUCCCCCAGUGCAGAGGAAGGAUUAUUAGGUCUCCUGCAAAAACAGAGUUCAUUUUCUCAAAGAUCUCUCCGCCGGUGCCAAAUUAGUGGAGAACAGAAUCCCCUCCCACUCACGUACUCCUCGCCCCACCCCAUAAUUAAGAGAAAUUCCACAUUCGGUUCCCUUCUUGAAUUCGCACAGAGGCAAAGCAGCAACUCUGUGUAGGGAAUUGAGGUCAGAUCUAAUCAAACAGAGAGACCACGUAAAAGACACACCCACAUGCAAAGCUAGGAGCUUGCGGGAUUACUUUGAUAUGCUUCUGUGCAUGUGUAUUUGGCAAGGCAGGAUUUUGGCUUCUCCACUGCCCCAUCUUUUCUUGCUGUACCUGGUGAAGCAGAAACACAUCCUGUGCUAAUGACAACGAUGAAUCUGGUCUAACUGCAUGCCCCAUGCAGUUCUUGCUUACAGGGGAAGGAGGAAUCUUUAUUACAGUAAAAAAGGCAAAACGCUGCAUUUUCUGAUUAUUUUUUUUAAAAAUAUCCCUCCCACAAAGCUAUCUUAGAAGAGCUGUAUGCAUCACAAACUCCCAGAGGAUUACACUGCAUUUGUGGAAUUUGGAAACCGAUGGGAUUAUUUUUAAAAAAAAACUUUUAUUGAUAAAUGCAAUAUUUACACAAACCAGAACACUAAACAAACUUAUUAUACAUAGAUACAUACACCUAGAAUCAUAGAAUCAUAGAGUUGGAAGAGACCACAAGGGCCAUCGAGUCCAACCCCCUGCCAAGCAGGAAACACCAUCAGAGCACUCCUGACAUAUGGUUGUCAAGCCUCUGCUUAAAGACCUCCAAAGAAGGAGACUCCACCACACUCCUUGGCAGCAAAUUCCACUGUCGAACAGCUCUUACUGUCAGGAAGUUCUUCCUAAUGUUUAGGUGGAAUCUUCUUUCUUGUAGUUUGGAUCCAUUGCUCCGUGUCCGCUUCUCUGGAGCAGCAGAAAACAACCUUUCUCCCUCCUCUAUGUGACAUCCUUUUAUAUAUUUGAACAUGGCUAUCAUAUCACCCCUUAACCUCCUCUUUUCCAGGCUAAACAUGCCCAGCUCCCUUAGCCAUUCCUCAUAAGGCAUCGUUUCCAGGCCUUUGACCAUUUUGGUCAACUUACGACAUUUUGGUCAACCUCUCAACUUAGAUUACUGAAAAAGAAAACAAACAUACAAACUAAACAUACAGACAUAAAUUUUGACUUCCCUCCACCUAUAUGUGGCUUCCUUCAUUUCUUUUCUUCUUUUCGCUGUGUUAUCAAUAUUAUUUUUGACUAUCUCAUCUUAUACCCAUUUCUUCUUAAAAGUCCACUCCUCUAUCAGAUUUUGGUCGGAUUGGCCUCUUACCACUGCUGUAAGUCUUGCUGAUUCUAUAUAUUCACAAAAUCUUAUUUGCCAAGAAACCGAAGGGAUUCAUUAUCCUGGGAAUAUCUUUUAAAAUAGCGGCAACUAAAAAAUCAAGGGUGCUUCCAGACUGUUGCUGUUUUCGGGUGGGGUUCAGACACAUACUGGCAAAUGCAAAACUGCACUAUUAAAAAAUUAUUUGGAGGUCUUGUGCAACAAACCUGAUUUCCUGUAAGGUCAGACUUUUUGCCAUAAAGAAGUGUUAGAAAGAAACACACUGUUGUCUCACCUUCCCACAACCAGAUCAGGAUGAACGUGCAGUAAACAGGUUGUCUGGAAGCACUUCUAAGUUUCCAGACGGAGGUGGCUGCAUUUGGUGGAGCCACAGCUCAGUGGGAGAGCAGAAAGUUUGUGUUCAGAAAGCCCUGAGUUUCAUUCCCGGCACCUCUAGUUUUAAAGGAGCAGGCAAGAAGCCUUAGGUUAAGGGUGCAGAACUCUUGACUUUCCAGAUGUUGCUGAACUAAAACUCCCACCAUCCCUGGCCAUUGACCAUGCUUGCUAGGGCUGAUGGGAGUUGUAGUUCAUCAACACCUGGAGGACCAAAGGUUCCCUGCUCCUGUCUCAGAUGCAGGCAUUGGCCAGAGACACCCCCUCCCAUAUUCCUUUGGUCGAAGGGAACUGCUUAGCAUGCUUAGCUUGGGGGAUUAUGCUCUCAUCUUCUUACUAAAUCUUGUUACUUCCUGCUGCUUUCUUGUUCCCCCUCUGCUUUCCCUUAUUGCACUUGUUCUUUCAGAUUCCCUGUCUCUGGAAAUGCAUGUUGCUUCUCCUUUUUAUGAUGGGUUUUCCAGGUUUGCUUUUCUUUUGCUGGGAGUCAAUUUUAACAUCUCGUUCUCACCUCUUCAGCGUCUUCUGUUGCCUCAUGCUUAGUAGAUUGUAAACCUUAGGGCAAGGAUCUUGUUUCUCUUUUUGUAAUUUCUUUCUUCUCUGUGGAAGUUGCCCAGAGUGGCUGGGGAAAUAAUAAUAAAUAAUAAUAAUAAUAAUAAUAAUAAUAAUAAUAAUAAUAAUUAUCAUUAUAUUAUUAUUAUUAUUAAACUGAUGAAUCAUAGUCCUUAAAGGUGUUGAAUCGAAUUUGCUAGAGGGGGAAGAGAGAAAGAGUAAAAGAAACUGAUAAGUUGCACAAUAUUUUUUUAUAUAAAAUUGUUGUCUCUUCUCACAAGCAUUUAUUGAGAUGGUACAUCCUGUCCACAAGGACUGUACCACUGCAGUGUUAGAAACUGAAAUAUGAAAGCUAGGAGCUAAAUGGCCCCUUUAACCUAGGUUAUGGGCUCAACAACUCAAUGUCUAGGUGCACUUUUUUAUAACAAGAAUACAAAGCUGGAAAUGAAAGAAUUGCAGCUAAAAUUCAUGUUUGUUUUUCACAUGGUCUAGUCCUUCCCCUGCCCACCCCCUGAUAUUCUUAAGAGGGUCUCUUUUCCAGUCUUCAGAGAGCAGCUGGAAGUGGGGAGGCAGAAAAAGGUCCUCCUUUCCUUCCACUCUGCAGUUUUAAUCUGAAAUCUUAGGCACAGUACUGCGCCUAGAGCUCAGAAACUACUCAUGCUAAUGAAAUUCCCUGUUGCAAAAUGUGCCUGGAACAAUGGGAGUUUCGAAUACUGUGCACCAGUUCAGUUUCAGACCAGGAAGCAGCUUCAGACAAAAAAAGGCAGACUUUUACCAUCCCAGACAGAAAAGCACUGCUGAGGUUUCCCAGUUAUUUUCUUUUUCUCCCUUGCCAGUCAGGCAAGCAAUAAGGCUUGCUGCUAUAUAGCAGUCCUGUAGCUUCCUGCAGGUUUACAAAGCCAUUCAGAAAAGCUUCACACCUGCUUAAUGUCUGGCAGGCUGGUGUUUAAAGGGAACAGGGUAUUGCUAUUAUACACAACAGCAAUGGCAGCCCAGUGAGACUGAAAGACCCAUUUUUUCUAGAGGUUUUCCUGCAAGCUAACCUCAUGGCUCACUGGAAGGACAGAUCCUGAAGCUGAGGCCCCAAUACUUUGGCCACCUCAUGAGAAGGGAAGACUCCCUGGAAAAGACCCUGAUGUUGGGAAAGAUGGAGGGCACAAGGAGAAGGGGACGACAGAGGACGAGAUGGUGGGACAGUGUUCUCGAAGCUACCAGCAUGAGUUUGACCAAACUGCGGGAGGCAGUGGAAGACAGGAGUGCCUGGCAUGCUCUGGUCCAGGGGGUCACGAAGAGUCGGACACGACUAAACAACUAAACAACAACCACCUCAUGGCUACGAUCAAAUUCUGUACUUCCCUUGUUUAUUUCCCAUUUGCGUAACACUUUGCCUGACCAAGACUUCUGCAGAACUCAAAAGCUUGCCACUCACUGAAUGACAUUUGGGUUGGUCCCCAAUAAAUAUAUUGUUGUUCUGUGGGGUUUUUUACCCUCUCUCUCUCUUAUGAACCACCAAAGGCUUCCUUUGCCUUUUACAUUUGUUUGCUCUUUCAAUCUGUUCUGCUGCAGACAUAACCAAGGUCAUUUUCAAAAAUCACAGAUGCUUUAGCUGAGAUGUUUGCAUUGCAGGGGGGUUGGGCUGGAUGAUGCCUGGGGGGGGCCCCCUUCCAACUCCUGUGAUUCUAAUUCCCCCUUGUGUCAGGGGGGAUUACCAUUCCCUUCCCUGCUGUGUCACAAAAUGCUCCUCCCUUGUCCUUCAGAAAAAGUAGAGCGGUGAAAGCAGUCCUUGCACCAUCUGUCCCACUGUCCCUUAUGCCUUAACCUUGAGGCAUGAGCAUAGAGAGAGUUAACACCAAAGUGCUCUAUCCUUAUCUCACUUGCUUGAACCCAGACCUGAUUGGGCAGGGGUAUUAGGACAGUGAGUGACAUUGUGUAACACAAAGCCCUGCAAGAGAAGGGUUAGGGCAUGGGUAGGCAAACUAAGGGGGGGGGCUGGAUCCGUCCCAAUCGCCUUCUAAAUCCAGCCUGUGGACGGUCCAGGAAUCAGCAUGUUUUUACAUGAGUAGAAUGUGUGCUUUUAUUUAAAAUGCAUUUCUGGGUUAUAUGUGGGCCUGCCUGGUGUUUUUACACGAGUAGAAUGUGUCCUUUUAUUUAAAAUGCAUCUCUGGGUUAUUUGUGGGUGUAGUGGUUCUAGGGGUUGCUCGUGCGUAAGCCGGUGCAAACACCUGGCUGGAUUGCCUGAGUGAACCUUUUCUGUCCGGACAGCCACUCGCCCGUGGCUGUCUCAAUCGCUGGCAGAAUCCAUCAGUGGGUGUUUCUUAAACUUCUUCCAGCAAAGAAGCUCUUUGACGCCUAGUCUCCUCCUACUCUCUCUGCGCGAAAGCCUUCUGCGCAAGGAGGGCGUAGGCAGCGGAGAACCUCUACUCUCCCCGCUGGUCCCCGGCAAGGAGUCAUGGGACCGCCUCGCUGCUUCCCCCAUCUGCCCCCCUUUUCCACUGGUGCUACGCUGAUUCUCUUCCCCAGAAGAUGGGCUGCCUCUCCCACUCCCGGGACGCUCUCCGGAAUCCCUCUGGAUUUUGCUCUCUCCCUCCGGCACUGAUGGCAGUUCCCUGACAGUGGGGCAUAGGAAUUUGUUCAUUCCCCCCUCCCCCAAUAUAGUCCGGCCCCCCACAAGGUCUGAGGGACAGUGGACCCGGCCCCCUGCUGAAAAAGUUUGCUGACCCCUGGGUUAGGGUAUCAUUUCCCAUAAAAAUAGCAAUUCCUUUUUUGUACCCCACCCAUUUGACUGGGUUGCCCCAGCCUCUGUGGGCGGCUUCUGACAAAUACGCGAAGACACAACAGAACGUCACAAAAUAAAAAAACUUCCCAAUUCAGAGCUGCCUUUAGAUGUUUACUGAUGUUUGUAUAGUUAUUUAACUCUUUGACAUCUGAUGGGAGGGUAUUCCACAGGGCAGAACCCCUCCAGGUAUAAAAAGAUUUGCUAUCUCUUAUGGGGUGUCUUAUCAGGGAUGCGGGUGGCGCUGUGGGUUAAACCACAGAGCCUAGGACUUGUUGAUCAGAAGGUCGGCGGUUCAAAUCCCUGCGAUGGAGUGAGCUCCCAUUGCUCGGUCCCUGCUCCUGCCAACCUAGCAGUUCGAAAGCUCGUCAAAGUGCAAGUAGAUAAAUAGGUACCACUCCAGCGGGAUGGUAAACGGCAUUUCCGUGCGCUGUUCUGGUUCACCAGAAGUGGCUUAGUCAUGCUGGCCACAUGACCCGGAAGCUGUACGCCGGCUCCCUCGGCCAAUAAAGCGAGAUGAGUGUCGCAACCCCAGAGUUGGUCACGUCUGGACCUAAUGGUCAGGGGUCCCUUUACCUUUACCUAUCAUCUGUUUGUGUUUAUGUGAAGUGCGCUGUGGUCUAAACCACUGAGCCUUGGGCUUGCCAAUCAGAAGCUCGGUCCCAGCUCCUGCCAGCCUAGCAGUUCAAAAGCACGUCAGAGUGCAAAUAGGUACCAUUCUGGCAGGAAGGUAAAAGGCAUUUCCGUGCGCUGCUCUGGUUUUGCCAGAAGCAGCUUAGUCAUGCUGGCCACAUGACCCAGAAAAACUGCGGACAAAUGUCGGCUCCCUCGGCCUGUAAAGCGAGAUGAGAGGCGCAACCCCAGAGUCGUUCACGACUAGACUUAACUGUCAGGGGUCCUUUACCUAUUUAACCAUUUAUAUAAAUGGCAACACGUGGCUUCUCCAAGAAAAAUCUCUAUUGGAAGUAAAAAAGAUACAGUCAUAGGGUUGAAGUAGCUUUGGGAUGAAUAUUUUUGGGUUGCGCUCUGCGGCGACCCGGAAGUAACGGAGUGCGUUACUUCUGGGUUUCGUUGCUUGCGCAUGCGCAGACACUCAAAAUGGCGUAAUGCGCAUGUGCGGAAGUGGCAAAUCGCAAUCCGCGCACCCGCAGACGCAGGUUGCGUUUGCUUCAGAAUGCAAAUGGGGCCCUGGAACGGAUCCCGUUCUCAUCCAGAGGUGCCAACGGUACAUUGCAUAAUUUUACAUGGGCUCAGAUGCCCCGAUAGCAGAAGUAGGUGAGCCUUUGAACUACACAUGUUGGUAUGAAUGGAAGACACAGCUAAUUCUCAACUAGGUAAUAGCCCACCUGUUAACCUUGAGCCAUUGCUGCAUGAUGCAGGCUGCAUACCUGGAGAUUGCUGGGAGGUUGUAGAUAAUGGCACAUGCCAAUGACAGAAACUUUGGCCUAGCUCCUGCUAGCAACUGCAAUAGAUUCUUAUUUCACCGUGCAGUUUGGCUCACUCUGUGUUUCAUGUGCCAAGCAACAGUUGCUAAGAAUAGAGCGGCCCUAUCUCAGUAUCGCAAGUAAUUUAGACAUGCAGGACAAGAAGUGGACUAUUAGUUCCCCCACCUCCACUCUAGCCACUGAAGAGUGUUGUAUAGUUCAGCAGAGCAUCUGCUCAGGGUUCAAUCCCCAAUUGCUCCUGGCAGGGUUGGGAGACAGAUUGUAUGCAACCCCGGCGAGCCACUGCAAGUCAGUGUAGGCCUGUGGUUCUCAAAGGGGGUGACACGAGAGGAUGGCAAGCGUGUAGGAAGAUUCAAGGGCAAUCAAAGAAACAUUUAAACCAGGGGUAGGCAACCUAAGGCCUGUGGGCUGGAUGCGGCCCAAUCACCUCAAUCUGGCCCACGGAUGGUCCAGGAAUCACUGUGUUUUUACAUGAGUAGUAUGUGUCCUUUUAUUUAAAAUGCAUCUCUGGGUUAUUUGUGGGGCAUAGGAAUUUUAUAUAUAUAUAUAUAUAUAUAUAUAUAUAUAUAUAUAUAUAUAGAAUUUUACCACACCGCGUUCUAUGAGUUGCCCCUCGAAGUCAAGUCGCAACUGUAUUAACGGUGUUAAGAAAAAGGAAACAAACUUGCAAGACGUUUCCGUCUUGCGAAGCAAGCCCAUAGGGAAAAUUGUCUAAAAUGAUGGGAGUUGUAGUCCAACAACAUCUGGGGACCCACAGGUUGAGAACCCCUCUUCUUCUAGACAGUAGUGAAUUAGAUGGAGCCAUGGUCUGCCUUGCCAUAAGGCAACAUCCUAUGUACCCAAAGGGCAAAGAAUGCUCUCCUAGUUGGCAGCAGUAGUAUAGUGCAUUCAGCAGUCUCCCACAACCAUCUGCCCCAGGAAGUUAAGGGGUAAACAGCAGUGGCAGAAUAGUGAAGUAGGAUUGCUGUUCCUCUCUGUGCCUUUUUACAGCUGCCGGGCACAUAGACAUCAUUCAGCAGGCGUUCCUGGCAUGGAAAGAAAUGCUGGGAAGAACUUUGGCUGCUUAAUGGUCCAGGCUGCUAUUAAAGGCGCAGGAGCACGGCCAGUUUCUUUCAAACAAAACUGGCAAGGCUCUUUGUGGGAAGAAUCUGCAGCUCCACGGCGAAACAGUGACCUGUGAAUGACUCUCAAUAGCAAGGCUGAAAUGCUCUGGAUUUGGGUUGUGCAAAUCAGUGCUUGGGACAAGCCUGUGGUCUUCCAUUUUUUGCUGGGCUACAGUUCCCAUCAUCCCUGGCUCUUUGACUGUGACAGAUGGGGCUGUUGGGAGUUGGAGUCCAGCAAUAGAUGGAGAGCAACAGGUUCCUUGUGCCCAGUUUAGAGGUUAUCAUGGACCAGAAUUAUUCAGACAGCAGAGGUUUUAUUGUUGAAGGCGAACGUGUUUGUGUCUGUCAAUGGGGGCUGUCAUUCGCAACCAUGGGUGAUGUUCUGCUUGAUCCAUAAUGCACUAUUUUCACUAGGCAUCAUCAAGGCCUUAUCAGUCUGUCUUUUUAAUGGAACGAGGACAGCUUUGCAGAUAGAAGAACACCUCUGGUAUAUGCUCAUCCUUUCCCCCCAAGUGGCAAGGUUCCAAGUGUUGAGCAUUUGAUUUCUCUUGGAUCAGAGAGCACUGGACACACACACACAUACACACACACACACACACACACAUUUUUAUUAGUUUUUUAACAUACCAUUUUCAGCAGUGGUUAAACAUACUUUUACAUCUUAUUCAAUUUUUUUGGACUUCCAUCAGUCCUGUCUGAAAAUUUUCCAGUCUAAUCUCUUAAUAUGCAUUUCUUAUUUUCCCUAUUACAUUUCAAACUCAUAACCAAGAUCGCUAUCUUUUUCUACUUUGUAACACCAUAUAUUUCUCCUUACAAAACGUCUUGCAGUCCUACUAGCGGAAUUUGUUGAUUACAGUUGCUCUUCAAAUAAUUCAUAUACUUCUCCCAAUCUUCGGUAAAUCUCUGGUCUCGCAGGUUUCGAAUCCUUCCUGUCAUUUUGUCCAAUUCUGCAUAGUCCAUUAAUUUCUUCUUUCGUCGGAAUCACACUGGAGACUUGGCAUGUCUUUGUAAUCUUUGUUGGUCCAUUUUCAAGCAGUGCAUAAUAGAGGCAAGUAGACACCUUGCAUCGGGUCUCCAAAGAGGGGUGACUAACCUGUAGGUCUCUCUUUUUUUUUAUAUAUAUAUAGUAUUUAUUAAUUUUCCAACAAUUUAAACACAACACUACAAAAGAAAAAACAUAAAAUAAAAAACAAAAAACACACAAUGCAAUACAAUACAAAGACACUACAAAACACUAACACAUAAAACUAAUAUAACAAAAACGGACUUCUGGGUUGGCGCCACCGGCAAUGGCGGAAUUCCUCUGAUCGGGAGGAAUCUGCCUCGUGGAAAUUUGGGUCUGGCCGCCACGGCGAAGGCAGAGACCCACUAAAAAUCACAGGCAGGUGAAGCCUGUGGACGUGGGAUUCGGUGGGCACCUUUUGUGCCUCCCCUACUCGCGGGGAAACCUGGGUUCGGGGAUCCGGAGCGACGUGGGGUGAGCAGCGCGGUGCUUCGGAUCGAUUGCUUCUUCCACGGAGCGAAGCCGCAUAGCUGUUGCCAGAGAGCGCUGACUUUUUCCUGUGGACAAUUUGAUCUUAAAGCAACUACCCGUGAGUAGAGUGAAGAAUUGGAUUUUUAAACGUCUUAAUUUGGCACCGAAACGGGGAGGUUCAAAACAGGAAGUCCACCUCCCCCUUUUGUAAAUAAGACUGAGGCAAAGAGGCUGCAAGCUAAAGUCUUGGAAAGCCUAUUGUAAAGGACUAAAUUUUCAUCAGGAAAAAAUAUUAAACCCCCCUUGGAAGCAGGAGAAGAGGGGGGAAGCUUUGGAUUGUGUAUCCCUGCAGGAGUGAGUGAAGGAAGUUAAAAUAUCACCAUUCCGAACCUGGAAACGGGCUGCUAGUAAGACCGACGUGUCUUGGAAGGUUCAUUGACAGCGAAUAGAAGGUUCGGUGACAGCUAGCAUAAGAGAGAUACAUUGUUUCCAUUGUCUUCGUUUGCACUUAAAAAGGAGUAAAAGUAACAGAAAAUUGAAACAACUUUAUUGAACUCUAUUGAACUGUUUGAACUGUGUUUUAAAACUAACCUGUAGGUCUCCAUAUGGUUUCAGAUUUUAGUUUCUACCAUCGCUAGCUGUUGGAUGUGCUAGGCCAGCCCCCGGCAAUGCAGGAAUCUUGCCUGCAGCUGUCCGUGGAUGGGCUCAAAUCACCCACCUUCUGGUUAACAGCCAGACACACUGAACCCCUGGACUAUAGUUUUGGAAACAAGGAGCAGAUCCACCCCAUAAACCCAUAAAGCACAUGGCUUCCUCCAAAGAAUCCUGGGAACUGUAGUUUGCUAGGGGUGCUGGGAUUUGUAGCUCUGUUAGGGCUACAAAUUCCCAGCAUUAUUUGGAGGAAGUUGUGCACUUGAAGGUGCUUUAUGGUGUGCAGAUCUGCCCAGGCUCUCCCAGCUACCUCCAGCCGCCUGCCAGCCAUCUGUAUUGGGGAUGGGAGUGUGGAGAAAACUCCUUUUUGCAUUUAAUUUUAGUAGUGAAAAAAUAAUGGCCUUCCUGUUAAGCAACCAUGUAAGAGGGGCUGCUGUCAGGUAGAAUUUUGAUUGAUUAGAAACACGGAUGGCCUCAUUCAUAGGCUUUUAACAUUAAUGAAUGAAAUGCAGUGGACACAAACUGAAAAAUUGCCAGUUGCCUUUGCAAUUACCUGCAGUCCCAUUAGUCUUCUGGCAGCGGGCUUUGAAGUGAAUGCGGAUCAGGAUGCAGCCACAUAUGGAUUUGAUACAUAGACCCUUUUAUCUUUUUGAAAUGUUGCAGAGAUAUAUAUAUAGUGCAAUGUUUUAAGUGCACUCAGGGAUGGAGGCAUGGACACAUUAGCACCUAGAUUUUGGACCAAUGCCAAGUAAUUGAUGCACACAAUAUAGUUUUUCUUGCUACUUCCCUCUUCACAGGGGUUGCCAUCGACAGAACCUGUCUGGAAAGAGCUACUACUUGCUUUCAUAUUUUGUCCAGGAGGGACUCCCCCUUUGAAGGGCUAUCCAUAUUAUUGCCAGAUGUGGCGCCAGUGAAAAUAAUGCCUUUGCUGAUGAGAUCUGUCUAGCCGUUUUGUUGGAAAGAUAUGGUUGAAUUGUUUUUCCCCAUGAAGUUGGGAGCUAUGCAGGUUUACUCAGAGGGUCUUCCCGCUCCAUCUGGGGCUGUGCUUAGAGAGUAGACCUCCUUGAUGAUUUGCAAACUUUCAGAGAUUCAUGACAGACCACCUGCAAAGUGCAGCUGGUAGCUAAGAAAUGCGCAGUUUUCACAGUAGCACAUGGCACUAAUAAAGAAUCUUUUAAUGCAUAGAGGGGUGGGAUAUGUUAGUAAGGUAUCAGACGAAAAUGCUGUUUCAUUUGUACACAAAUGUUUUCAACUGGAUGAAAUUUGCAAGAGGGAAUUGUGAACCCUCUAAAGAUUGCCGUUGUAACAGAGCUCAUGUCCCUCAUAUCUUUUUAACUCUAUGUAUUUGCACUUCGAUAUCCUGCGCCAUCGUUCUGCAUAAGGUGAAUAAAACCCAAAACAUCAAUAAAAUAGCAACAAAUAGCAGGCAAUAAAUUGUAAUGAUGAUGAUGAUGAUGAUGAUGAUAAUAAUAAUAAUAAUAAUAAUAAUAAUAAUAAUAAUAUAUUAAGCAACGAUAAACAAAAAUGGGAAAUAGGACAGGAAUGUUGCGCAAAUGUAACGGUGAACUGAUUCUGGCCUGUAAGUAUGUAAGAAAGUUUUCAAGGAUGUAGAAUAGUCACCUGAGGAAGGGUUGAAGCAAUAUGGGGGAAAAGUGGUGUGGGGUGCCACUGGUAAAAAAAAAAUGCAUCAAGUUUAUAUGUUCUCUUAUACCAGCAACACAGUACUUUUCUAAACAAAACGUUCUUUUUAUCUGAUAUUUGUACAUUUAUUAGUAUAUAUUGGUGUUCUGAGACUUUAGGGGGUCUCCGAAAGGGUUUAAAAGUUGCCAUGACUACCACAACAAAUAUCUUCUUCUAAGGAAGGGAUUAUAUGCAUUUGUUUUGUGGCUGAGCUUGUGCUAUGCAAAGAGCUGAAAAUCUACAGUUGCAACCUGGAGAAAGUAAAACUUUAUCGACAGCUGCAUAGUUACUCGGGAGUCAGCACUGUGGAACUUGCAGGGGCUUACUUCUGGGUAUGCAUAGCUUUGGACUGCGGGACCAACAGAAACCAGUGGGGCACAAGCGCUUAACUGAAUUCAAUAGGAUUUAGGCUAACUUUCCCUGGAUGUCAUCCCAUACAGCUAAGCCCAAGAAAGCAUUUACAGAAUGUGUUUGUACAGUAAAUGUGUGUGGCAUGAAAUUCCAAAGGCACAAUGGGAGCAGCUGGUAUAAAUAACAGUGAACAGCUAGAAGUGAUCUCUGUAGAGAGAGAAAACAUUUCAAAUGCUGUUGCCAACACUGAGGGGGGCGAGAUGGGUCGGUAGGAUAUAACUCAGUCUGAAAUAGCUCCUGAAAGCCCUUAUUUCGUGUGUUAAAAGGCAGGACAAAUGCUCCUCUGUUCUUUUUGGGGAUGAACACUUGCAAUCGUUGCUAUGAAUAGGGCUGUUCGUAUCUGGCCACGUGCCAUGAAUGCGCGGAACCCGGCGCAAAGGUUGGAAUCCUGAGAACGCCAGCUUUCGUUUAUUUUUAAUAAAAACACAUCUCGGGCUUUUUUGGGCUCAGGUUUUUUUUUUUAAAAAAGAGUCAGACACUGGGCACAAUGCACUGAGCACAACUCAUCUGGAUGAUGUUGUUGUUGUUUAGUCGUUUAGUCGUGUCCGACUCUUCGUGACCCCAUGGAACAGAGCACGCCAGUCACUCCUGUCUUCCACUGCCUCCCACAGUUUGGUCAAACUCAUGCUGGUAGCUUCGAGAACACUGUCCAACCAUCUCGUCCUCUGUCGUCCCCUUCUCCUUGUGCCUCGAUCUUUCCCACCAUCAGGGUCUUUUCCAGGGAGUCUUCUCUUCUCAUGAGGUGGCCAAAGUAUUGGAGCCUCAGCUUCAGGAUCUGUCCUUCCAGUGAGCACUCAGGGCUGAUUUCCUUCAGAAUGGAGAGGUUUGAUCUUCUUGCAGUCCAUGGGACUCUCAAGAGUCUCCUCCAGCACCAUAAUUCAAAAGCAUCAAUUCUUCGGUGAUCAGCCUUCUUUAUGGUCCAGCUCUCACUUCCAUACAUCACUAUUGGGAAAACCAUAGCUUUCACUAAACAGACCUUUGUUGGCAAGGUGAUGUCUCUGCUUUUUAAGAUGCUGUCUAGGUUUGUCAUUGCUUUUCUCCCAAGAAGCAGGCGUCUUUUAAUUUCGUGGCCGCUGUCACCAUCUGCAGUGAUCAUACCCAACUGUAAUAAACAGGGAUUGACUCAAGACCACGUCUUGCUCGCAUUAGACCUAUGCACCGAGAGCCAGGCUAACCCAGUAGGCACCAAAAACAGCUGCCUAGGGUAGCAGAAUUCAAGGAGCUACAGGCCAGUGUAGCUACUUUCCUCCUCAUUCCAUGAAAGUGAGCUGAAUGAAAACCCAUCCUCUUCAUUCUAAUGGAGCAAAGAGAAAGGGCUGCCGUUGACCUGGUUUGCACAUAACCUGGUUUGUUUUAAUCAAAGUGUGGCCUGUAUUAACCGCAUAUUGCAGGUGGCUGGGGACUAGGGUGGCCAGCUGCAAGAGAUAACAGGACUUCUGUACCUUUAGUAGUUGUAUAGAUGAGGGAAUAUCAUCAGUAGGUGUACUUCUAUCAUAAUCCGGGAACCCAGGCUCUUCGGAGGAAGCUGAACAUUGGGCGAUUCAAGAGAGGCAAAAUGGUGGAUUAUGCAGAACUUGCGAAAUUGACAUACAAACUGCGAGACAAGCUCAACUGUGGCUUUAAAGAAGCAUGGGAACUUUUUACAAAUUACUUUAAAAAACAAAAUGAAUUGGACUCCUUGGCAGGUUUGGAAUAAACUUACACACAAAAUGUAUUAUUGUUAACAUAACAGAUGGAUAAUUUAAGGAUCUUUACAUUUUUAUAAUAUGCAGAGAAUAAUAUGUGUUGAAAAACCGGAGAGAGGAGCUGAGGUGGGUGGAAGGGAGGGUUUUUCUUGGGGAGUGGGGAAGGAAAAAAUGCGGGGGGGGGGGGAAUGAAGAUGAUAUGCUUUUGAUAAUUUGUUAUGUUGAAAUUCUUUUUUAAAAAUUAUUUUUUUUAAAAAAAGUGCACAGUGCAUAGUUAAAACUAUGGUGUUUAGUUCCACAGGAUGCAAUGACGGCCACCAGUGCGGCUGGUUUGAAAAGAGGAUUAGGCAAAUUUAUGACCUUAAGUCACAAUGACUAUGUCCUCCCUCCGUGGUCAAAGGCAGUAUGUCUCUCAGUUGUUAGCAUUUGUCUGUUGCUUGCGAGUGCUUUUCCUUGCUCUCUCUCUCUGUUGGCAUCUGGAGCUGUGCCCCUCCUCGCGUUUGGUGAGCUGGAAGCAGGGAAGGCAGGCUGAGUUGUACAGUGGUACCUCUGGUUACGUACUUAAUUCGCUCUGGAGGUCUGUUCAUAACCUGAGGUACCACUUUAGCUAAUGGGGCCUCUCGCUGCUGCCGCGCCGCCACGCGAUUCCUGUUCUCAUCCUGAAGCAAAGUUCUUAACCCGAGGUACUAUUUCUGGGUUAGCGGAGUCUGUAACCUGAAGCGUAUGUAACCCGAGGUACCACUGUAUAGAGAAUGCCUUGCCUAGGUCCCCUUUCUAAGUUUAUGCAUGAGGUGAUAGUUGAUCCCUGCUUUUUAGGACUCGCUGCCUUUGUGUUACAUUCUGUCUGUCUGUCUGUCUGAUAGGUCCCCCAAUAAAUUUCUAGGUAUGCUGUCUCCUCAGCAUGGGGUCAUUAAUACAUUUGAAAACCCUCCAGAGUCACGUGUGAAGCAGAGCAAUAUUUCCAUGUUUUGGUGAAGACCCUCCCAAAAAAACAGCAACACAGGAGGAGGCAGUCUCGCCCUCACCUCUCUAGGCUCACUUUCACCUCUUUAUCCUACAAGAAAAACAGGGGAUGAGUGGAGUCUGGCAGUAGUUGCAAAUCAAGGUAGAGCUGAGCUACCUGACAGGAGGAAUUGAGUAACAUUACCCAUGUGAAAUUCCAUUUGUGGUACAUUCCAGAGGCGGCUCUGAAAUGGUUCUCCUUCCAUCUUUAAGUUGGUUCAUGCUAAGAAUGCAACCUCUAAUUACCUGUUCUCUAAUCGCACUUAAUAUUGGUCCAAUUACUUAUAAUCAUUAUUGUUCAGCAUUCCAUCUAAUUUUCUAAUGCCCGGGUGAAGGACAAGACUAGUAUUUUAUUUUUUUAAAAUGUGUCAUACAAUUAAAAGGGCUCAUUUCCAGUGCUCCGUAUCAAGAACAUCAGCAGUCCUAAAUCUUGCUCAACAACUCAGGGAUGAUCUCUUGGCUGUGUGAGAGAGGUAAACAAAACAAUUGUGUGUUUUGGAAAGAGCAAGUUCUUAAUUCUACUGUGAUGCUUCUUAUAUUCCCCACACCAGGUUACAUUUGGAUUGAGUUUUGGCUGUGGCACAAAGAGAGCCAAUAUGGUCAUGUAGGAAUACUGGGCCAGCCAUGAAGAUCUGUGCUCCAAUUUGGGUUCUGCUUCCCUGGUGACCUUGGACCAAUCACUACCACUUAGCCUACCGUAAAGGGAUGUUGUUUGCAUAAAAGUAGGGUGUGUGCUAAGGAGAGAGUCAGAGAUGCUAGGUUAUUUGGGCCUGCCCCCCAAACCAUUUUAGGGGGUGGACGGGAAGAAGUAAUAACUAAAAUUGAAUAAAUAACUGGGCACAGGCUAGCUAUGGAUCCCUUAAUUCUGUGAUUUGGUUAUGUAAAAUAGAUGAAUUUAAUAAAUAAUAAUAAUUGUAUUAGAGGGUGGGAGAGCUAAUGCAGCAUUUAGUGAUACCUACAAGAUUGAUUCCCUAUAGCAACUGGAUGGAAAUAAAAAGACACCAUCAUAAAAGACGGGGUCAUUAAAAUCUGGGACAUUCUCAGGUUCUCACAAUAUUUGUGUACUUUACCAUAUAGACAAUCUGAUAACCUCUUUGUAGAAAAAUGGAGCCUCUUUAUAAGUUUUUGGGAGACCCCCUAUUCCCCAAACAGAGCUAUGAUUCCCAGAGUCCACUGGGAAGAGGGAUUGACGGUUGAAAUACUCUGGGAAUUGUAGCUGCAUAAGGGGAACUGGGGGUGCUUGUCUCCUAUCAAUUCUCAGCACCCAUUAUGAACUACAGCUCCCAGAAUUCUUUGGGAUAAACCCUGACUGUCUAAAGUGGAAUAAGAGUGCUUUAAAUGUAUGGCAGGGAGAAGGACAGGCACCCCCAAACUCGGCCCUCCAGAUGUUUUGGGACUACAAUUCCCAUCAUCCCUGACCACUGGUCCUGUUAGCUAGGGAUGAUGGGAGCAUAGCUGUCGACUUACAGAUUUGAAAAUAAGGGACCAGCAGCCAAAAUAAGGGACCUGCAGCUUCACCUGUUCCAGGCACUCCAGUCUUCCUGUCCUCCUGCAGUCUGGUCAAACUCAUGCUGGUAGCUUCGAGAACACUGUCCAACCAACUUUGUAACCAGAGGUUCAACUAAAUAGAAUCUGAAUCACAUGCACCACAAGGCCUAUGCAGCCUCAACUUAAGAUGGCUCCCCGGCCUGGCUUUGCACUGCAAAGUUUGCAGCAGCACGUGCAUCAAAAUGGCGUCCAGCAUUCAAAAACCCCCUCAGCUUGCAUUAACUAGCCACACACAAGGCAUGCAAGCUCCACCCCCCAGUCGUUCUUAGACUUCUUAUUGGGUGAGCAACACAGCCAAGCAACACAGUUGGAGCCUCCCUCCUCCCUAGCCGGCAGGGAGGGAGGGAGAGGAGCUGCUUCCUUUGAAAUUUAAGGAGCAUCAUUUAAGGGACAUUUAAGGGACAUCCAUCAAUAAGGGACAGCAGCGGGACAUGGCGCUGGAAUAAGGGACUGUCCCUUCAAAUAAGGGACACUUGACAGCUAUGGAUGGGAGUUGUAGUCCCAAAACAUCUGGAGGGCCGAGUUUGGGGAUGCCUGGCCUAGGAUAUGCAGAUUCCAGGUCAGGUAGGGCUGCUUCAUGUAACAUGGUCACCCUUAAUCCUUGACAGCAGUCCUGUAAACUAGCCUUGCCAUCCCUGUAUUACAGAUUGGAUCCGACAGGGGCAUUGUUUUGCUUAUCCUGCCCUUCCUCCCAGGAGUUCAGGGCAGCAUAUGAAGGAUUAUCCUAUUUUAUCCUCGUAACAACCCUGUGGGGCAGAUCAGAGUGGCAGGAAGCAACUUGCUCAAGGCCACUUUUGUUUUUGUUUUUCUGUUUUUUUCAAAUCCCUUUAUUAUUUUAUUCACAUAAUAUACAUUCUUGACAACAAACUACUCCGAAAUAAACAGGCAACUCCAAAAUAAAACCAUAUGUAACAAAACCAUAAGCCUCGUGUUUUCAUUUACACUGAUUUCCUCUCCGAUACCUUUACUUGAUAUUUCUUGCUGCUUUCUGCUUUCCUUAUAGAAUCUAUAUGAAAAUUGAAAUCUCUUAAAUCCUAUACCAAUCUUUAACAAUUUCAAUUCAUCCCUUCACCUCUCUCCCCCACAGCCCAGUACUUCCCUCCACCAGUGUGCAAUCUUCUUUACCUGCUAUUAUUUUUGUUGUUGUUGCGUUAUUCAGUUUUAUUUGUUAUUCCAUCUUUAAUAUAUUGUUAUCCUAUCUCCUUGCGCCUUUUAAACUUUUGCAUAUUGGGAAAGACUAUUCAAGGCAGCAGAGAUAUGAGACGAUCAGAGCCCCCCCGAACUUGAAGCAUGGGAAGUCCCAACAAAAAAAUUAUAAUUUAGGCAGAAUAUUUGGACUAUUUGAUAUGCAUUUGUAUAAUUUGAAGAUACAAUGUGAUUUGAUUGGAUUGUUAAAAUGGGAAAAGUAAUAAAAAUGAUUAAAAUAAUAAUAAUAAAUAAACUUUUGCAUAUUAAUUUUUUAUCUCCAGCACCGCCUUUUUUUCCAUGAAAAAAGCUCAAGACCACUUUUGAGAGUCUCUCAACUCAGCAGGGAUUCAUUCAUACACAGGCCUUUUUCCCUGGUUCAGCCCAACGCGUUCUGCCUCGUAUCACAGUUGGCUCUUGUGAGGUAAAAUUUGAAAGUGGGUGUGUGACUUCAUGGCAAACAUAGCAAGCCAGACCCUUCUCUUAACUGCUCCAUGAUCGCUGGUCUGCUAGUUGUUUUGCUGAUGGGGGAAAGGCAGCCAUCCUCACGCCAGAUGACCACCUGAAGUGAUUUUCCACCACCGUGUGCCCUUAGUCACGAACGCGCCAAAGGGCCCUUCCCGGCUUAUGCGGAGAAGCAGCACAUGUCGAGCAAGGAAGCUUAAGCGGGCUGGGAUUUAGAGGAAAGGCCGAGGGCAAGCAGCUGAGGGAGGAUUUGAAGCACAGCCGUGACAUACGGCAACAGGCUUGCGCAAGAAUGCCGUCCGGGUGCUGCAAAUCUCCCUUCUGGUGGGUGAAAGUCUUGCGGGUGCUGCCACUUUCCUGGCCGUAACGGACGGUGUGGCGGCUUAAAAUUCCUGGCCUGGCACGUGUGGGGAGGAGUGAGGGUGAUGGGAGGGUUUGGGUUGCCUCAAAGAAGGCUGCUCUUUCUUUUCCCUCACUGCAAUGGAAUCUCAGCUAUCCGAAGCGUCCCCAAGCCUCACAGGAUGGCAUGUGGCUUGAGCCAUAAGCCCCCUAAACAUAGAACAGCCAUGCCAGUACCCUUGUCAUUAGCCCUCUUUUCUUCUUUUAUUGACGGGGAGGGAAGGACAGAAUGUAUCCCUCUCACACAGCUUUCUGUUCCGCUGUUUCCCUUCCCUGUUCUUUUUCAUUCCAAUCUUGAGGAUCAGGAGCUUUGGCUCUUCAGCGUACGCUCACACCUCAUGUUACGUUUGCUUCAUGUUACGUUCUUUCCGGAUACGUCCCGCGGCGACCCAGAAGUACUGGAAAGAGUUACUUCCGGGGUUUGCCACUUGCGCAUGCGCAGAUACACAAAAAUGACACCACGUGCAUGCGCAGAAGCAGCGAGUCGCAACCUGUGCAUGUGCAGAUGAGCUGCUGUGGGUUGCGCUCUUUUCAUGCGCAUCCUUUUGCUGCGGAAGGUACAGGGAGCAGCCAUAGCUCAAUGGCAGAGCAUCGCUUUAUGUGCAGAGAAGGACCCAGGUUCAGUGCUUGGCUUGGCAGGGAGAGACCCCUGCUUGAAGUUGUGGAGAGCUGCCGUCCAACCUUUGCUUAAUUGUGCAAAAAAAGCUCAACAAGUUUGGGGCUUAACACAACUGUCUGGAUUUUUUACUUCUUGAAAUAUGGCAACCCUAUUUGCUUUAAGUGAUUUUCUCCCUCCAACCCACAAUUCCAUCUGGUAUUAAGCAUAUUUCUUUCUGAGGAUAUCAUGGCAGCCACACGUAGCCACUGUUAUGUACUGAAGUUCUCACCCUGGGCCAGCAGGGGGAUACUGUAGAUAGUUAUGCAAAUAAGGGAUCGAAAGUGACGUUCAGUGAUUGGAUAGUUUUAGAAAAUUGUUACAGUUACGUUGUACUGGAGCUCUAUAUAAGCAGGCUGGCUGAACCCUUCAGUUCAGUUCUGUUCUGGCCUGUGAAUAAACAAGAGCUGUUUGAAGAAUCGCUGUGUCGUCUGAUAUGUUCACCCACAACUUAACAGCCACAGAUAUAUAAGAGGCCCCUCCUGCCAUCCUUUUUAUUUUGCAUUCAUGAUGCUUUUGUGCUUGUGAUGUUAUUGGGGCAGUUACAUGCAGUUUCACUUUCAAUACUGUUAAUACGUGCAAAGGUUAUGGGGCAAACAUACUGCUUUGUUUCAAGUCUGUGCAUGUCUGGUAACUUCAUUCUGAGCUCCUGUACCACAAAUAUUCUGAUAUAUAUUUUUUUGUCCCGCUUUUGUUGCUCUAUGGUGCUCCUCCAAAUGGCAAUAGUGCAGUAACACCGUGGAAGCAUUACAGAACAGCUGUGCGGGUGGUCUGAUGUAAACUACCACUAAUGCACUAUUAUUGCACCAGUGAGAUGUUGCAGAAUAAUUCACCUGUACAAGACAAGACAAAACCCACCCAAUCUGGAGCGGUACGGUCUUUCUGCACUUUGGGAUAAAGUUGGGAUACAUUAUCAACAGUUCUGAAAAUACUAAAUUGGUAUGUGUCUGUUGCACAUUGAGGUUGGUGCAGUAUAUGUGUGAGCAACCAGGAUUGGAAUGAGAGAGGGUUGUUCUGUUUUGUUUUGAACUCCUAUUCUACUACAUUGGUACCUCAGGUAGCAAUUAAGUACUUAAUUCGUUCUGGAGGUCCGUUCUUAACCUGAAACUGUUCUUAACCUGAAGCACCACUUUAGCUAAUGGGGCCUCCUGCUGCUGCCACGCCGCCGGAGCACAAUUUCUGUUCUCAUCCUGAAGCAAAGUUCUUAACCUGAGGUAAUAUUUCUGGGUUAGCGGAGUCUGUAACCUGAAGCGUAUGUAACCUGAGGUACCACUUUAUUAAGUUCGGGGAAAUAACAAACCUCCAUCUCAGUUGACCGAGAGCUAUAGCAACUGUGGCAUAGGACAAGGAAGUAGCAUUCAGCUCUUUUCACAGCACUCCUCUUUAAACUGCAAUCCAAACUCUCUGCUCCUUGUACUAAUGGGUUCAGUUAUGGGAGCCAGUCUUGCAAUUUAUGUCUGAAAACUCUCUCCCUUUGCUGGCUUUGCAUUCGUUCUGUCAGGUUUUUUAUUUUAUUGUGACCGGAGCUACGAUGCACGGGGAAGAACUAUAGCUCAGUGGGUAGCAGAGCCCAUGCUUUGUGUGAAUACCUCUCAGGCUCAGUCCAUGGCGUCUUCUGUUGAAAAGAUGUCAGGUAACCUCUCCCUGGCAUAGCUGCUGCCUGUCAGAACAUGACAGUCUGGCCUGGCAGAAGACAGCUUUCUUUUUGCUUUUGCACAUUUAUUAGGGAGUUAUCCCCCUCCCCUUUGAACUUAGGUAGGACUUGAUUUGGCACAAACAAGCUGCUCCAGAGAAGCGGACACGGAGCAAUGGAUCCAAACUACAAGAAAGAAGAUUCCACCUAAACAUUAGGAAGAACUUCCUGACAGUAAGAGCUGUUCGACAGUGGAAUUUGCUGCCAAGGAGUGUGGUGGAGUCUCCUUCUUUGGAGGUCUUUAAGCAGAGGCUUGACAACCAUAUGUCAGGAGUGCUCUGAUGGUGUUUCCUGCUUGGCAGGGGGUUGGACUCGAUGGCCCUUGUGGUCUCUUCCAACUCUAUGAUUCUAUAAGAUCAGGCUAUAUAAUUGCAAAGCUGCAUCCAGGAUGCUGUGGUGGGAUUUAGACAACCUGAUUCUGGGAGUGCAGCGCUACAAUCCUGCACAUGCUUCACCCAGGAGUAGCUCCCAUUGAGCUCAACAGACUUGCUUUGAAGUACAGAUUUUGCUCUCUCUCAUGCUUUCAGAAGAUCCUGCUUUGAAUCAAACCUGCAUCUUGCUGCUUUUAUGUCUCGUGGCUUUUUAUUGUGUUGUUCCAUUUCCUUUUAAAUGGUUGUUUUAUGAUUACCGUAUUUUUCGCUCUAUAGGACGCACCGGACCGUAGGACACUCCAGACCAUAGGAGGGGGAAAACUGUGCAGCGCCUCUCCAGCGAAGCGAAGCCUGGAGAGCAAGAGGGAUCGGUGUGCACUGACCCCUCUCGCUCUCCAGGCUUCAGGUGGCUAUCCGCAAGCCUUCGGAGCACAGCGGGAACUCCUACUGCGCUCCGAAGGCUUGCGGAUAGCUGCCUGAAGCCCCCGGAGCACAGCGGGAGUUCGCGCUGCGCUCCAGGGGCUUCAGGCUUCAGGCAGCUAUCCGCAAGCCUUCCAAGCACAGCAGGAACUUCCUGCGGAGGCUUUGCGCAGCUAACUCCAAGCUAGAACAGGGAGACGGAGUGCUGCGCAGUGCUCCGUCUCCCUGUUCUGGCUUUGGGCUUAGCCGCGCAGCCUGCAUUCGCUCUAUAGGACGCACACACAUUUCCCCUUAAUUUUUGGAGGGGGAAAAGUGCGUCCUAUAGAGCGAAAAAUACGGUAUUUCCUUAUUGUAUUGUUAACACCUCUGUGGCCUUCAUGCUGGAAGGCGGGAUAGAAAUACUCAAAUAAAUAUUAGCAUCAGGUAUAUGCAUCUGUGGUCUCUAAUGCAUUUUAUUUAAAAAGAGAGGAGUUAUUUCAUCCUGAAUUCUCCUUGCUGAAGUGUGAUUGCACCGUCCUCAAGCUCCCUCUCUUUGGUCUGUUUCUUUUCCCAGGGAUACCUUUGCAGCAAAAGGACAUCCUGAGAUUACAGCUUCCUGUUCCCUCAGCUCAGAGUGUCUCAGGUCUGACUUGCAAUACAGCAAAACCCCAUGGCCUGCUGGAGUUAAACUGCGCUUAAAGAACAGGUGAGGAGUGGAACAUUUCUGCCAAUGUUGCUGCACUACUGAUUCUUUCUUGUAUACUUCAGGCCGGGCAAAGGGAACCUCUGGUGUCAUGUGUGGGGCAGUUAAAGAUGCAGCUGCAAAGGAACCACCGGGAACAUUGAAGUGUGCCCCAGAUUGUGCUUCUGCAAGCCUUGGGUGCACUUUAAAAUUAGCAGCAAAUGCAAGGCCCACUGGAAUCAGCUCCACUGCCCAACCCCCUUUGCAUCCUUGCUUCAGCUCCACCUGGUCUGGAAGGAAGGAAUGAAGUAGGGAGCAUACUCUUAAGUUUGCACUCACAAAUAUUUCCUUUGAAGCUAAGUUACCUGACUUCUUACUGACACCAGGCGAUAGACAUUUACUUCUCAAAGCGGUGUGGGGGCUCAAGAAAUUUAGUUCCACCUGCCGGAUCCUGCUUCCCAGCCUUGCUUUAGAGCCACUUGCCCUAUACAAGAUAAUUUUAGCCAUUCUUUUUGUCUGUGCUUAGUAGUGUCUUGGUAUCAUAGUUUUUAGGGGGCUAACCUGGUUGGGAUAGCUGGGAUAGCAGGCUUGUUGGUUUUUGAAUGUCUUAUGUAGUUUUUUCAAUUUUGUUGUUCUGUAUAGUACAAUGACAAUAAAGAUUAUUGUAUCAUCUAGAUCUAGCAUACUUCGAUAACUUUGGGAGUCUUUAAAAGAAAUCCCAAAUGAGGGUGUAGAUUUGAAGGCUUCCAUUAACAGAACGUGCAGCUUGAACUUGUGGGUCCCUUCCCCACCAGAAGUAUGUCAGAGGGAACGAUACAUGUUCUUCCUCUGUCUACUCCUGUUUUAUGUCUUUCUUGUUCUCCUGCACCAUAUCGGUGGGUGCUAAAAGCAACUUUUCAUAUUGCACGUUGCAGCCUGAGGCACGCAAUGUAUGCAAGAUAUAUGCUUUCUAUGGACAGCUCCUUUGGGCCUCUCUACAAGGUAGUUAAGAUAUGCACUGGCCACAUAUUCAGGGUGACUUUCCUCUCCAGCCUUCUAUUACUUAACAGUGGCGGUUCCUUUCUGCUGCAUGAAGAUUUUCCUGGCUGGCACCAGCUGUCCUUUUGGGAAGCCCAAGGCUGGUAAGGAAACAUUUCACACAAUAGCAGGGCAUUGCUAGCUCAUUAGUGAUGUGGGCUUUCCAGUUUUCCAUUUCGAAUGGGAAGAUUUUACAGUUUUCAGGGCAAAUUAGGGUACGUAGUACUAUGAGUACCUGUUGCCGUUGUUUCCCAACUUUUAUUCCCAAUACAUCUUAUCUUCAAAAUGUGGCUGACACAAUAUCCUCAGAAAGAAAAUGCUUACACAAGAUAGAUUGUGGGCUAGAACACGGAGGAAAUUACUAAAAGCCAUUAGAUUUAUUUCCUUUUUUUUUUCAGAAGGGAAGACAUAUGCACUCAACUGUAACAAAUGAAAAUUUGCUCUCUCUUUAGGGAAAGAGGCCAUUAGGGUAAUUUGCAUCAGGAAACUUUCAGUUUGCAGGGGAAAUAUUCCUGCUGAGAGAGAGAGAGAUCAUUUAACUAGCAUUUAUCUUAAUUGUAUUUAGGAAACACAGCUUUUUCAAAAAGUACCCUAUGAUUAUUAUUUUUUGUCACACUACACCACAGAGAUUGGGACUUACGUGCUUCAACUUCGAAACAGCCUGGCUUGCCCGAUAUUGCAUUUGCAAUUGGAAUUGCAUUCAUUGUUACUAAUGAAUUUAUGAAAUUGAAAAUUUUCCAUGGGAAAAACAAAGCACCGGAAAAAAUUUUAAUGUUCUUCCCAAACAUUGCUGAUGCCAAUCAGUACUAGACAAGUAAGCCACCAUGGAGGAAGUAGCCAGGGUUGCAAAUAAGCUAACCUAUAGAGUCAUUGUGCAGGAUCGUCCAGGUGGUUCUUCGGCUGAUGUGGAGGCAAUGACUUGCUUCCCAUCCUAUUGACCAGUGUUUCCCAAACUUGGGUCUCCAGCUGUUUCCAGACUACAGUUCCCAUCAUCCCUGACCCCUGGUCUUGCUACCUAGGGACAAUAGGAGCUGUAGUCCAAAAACAGCUGGAGACCCAAGUUUGGGAAAAUCUGCUAUCAACUGUUUAACUGCAACAGUGUAUGUGAGUGUUCCUGGGUUCCAUAAACUCUGUUACUGAAUGCUCUGUAAUAUGGCUCCUUCCACUUUCUGGAUUUUAUUACAUCUCGUAAGCAUACUGAGCACUGAACAGAAGCAACACUGAAACAUCCCUGCAGUUCGGAACAUGGGGGCUGUUCCCUUACUGCAUGACAGAGCAGAAACAUCCAAGAGUGGGGAGAAAAAUCUGAAUUACUAGAUGAAAAAUAGGUGCCUUUGUUCUCUGUGCCUGCACACAUACGGAACCAGCUCAGCCUUGUUGAAGCGGAGGAUGCAGUUCUGUGUUGUUGGAGGUGUGGGCCAAAUAUUCUUCUUGUAAAUCACCAAGUCUCACCUUUUCUGGAGGAGGCAAGGAUAAUCAGCAAGACACUGAUUAGAUCAUGGCAAUUACCCCACUUCCUCCAAGGUCCUUCCCAGCUACCUGUUACUCCUCUGGCACAGGGCUGGAGAGAGGAGACAGUGCAAAAGUCAAGUCUUGUGUUGUGGGCAAAGCUCAGCUUCUGGGCAUUGGUGAUGCUUCUUUGCAGCUGCCUUGGUAGAAGAGCGGUUAAGAAGAGAGAUCCUGAGAUCCCGGUUGCUGGUGUUCCUCAGAAAGGCUUGGCUAAUAGAAGAUGUUUCAGGUGUGGCUUGGUUGUUUUCCAGUUCCAUCUCUGUUUGUUUACUACUUCUCUUAUUCUUUUACCUCUUCUGUUUUCCCUGCCCUCCCCUUUCCCUAUGGAGAAAGAAUAUUAAUUGUAUGAACUGAACAAUGUAGUUUAAGGUGAUAAGUGGAGUUGGGAAUGCAAUUCUUAAGAACAGGAUAGCUCCGUUGGUUAGAGUUUGGUGCUGAUAACACCAAGGUUGCAAGUUUGAUCCCCGUAUGGGACAGCUGCAUAUUCCUGCCUUGGACAAACUUGGCCCUCCAGCUGUUUUGGGACUACAACUCCCAUCAUCCCUAGCUAACAGGACCAGUGGUCAGGGAUGAUGGGAAUUGUAGUCCCAAAACAGCUGGAGGGCCAAGUUUGGCCAUCAAUGGACUAGAUGAUCCUCAAGGUGCCUUCCAACCCUACAGUUCUAUGAUUUUGUUAUAAGAAGAGCCAUCCUGGAUCAGGCCAAAGACCCAUCUAGCCCAGCAUGCUGUUCUCACAGCAACCAACCAGAUGCCCCCAGUGGGAAACCCAGAAGCAGGUCUUGACUGUAGCAGUCCUCUCCUCACUUGUGGUCCAGCGAUUCAUCAAGAAUCUAGCUGCUACAUGGUGCUCAGGUCCCUUGGAGCCCUAUAAAUUAAAGCCCAUAGCUGUCAACCGUCCCUUAUUUGGUGGGAAACUCCCUUAUCCCAGCGCCGUGUCCCGCUGCUGUCCCUUAUUGAUGAUGUCCCUUAAAUUUCCUGGGUUUCAAAGGAAGCAGCUCCUCUCCCUCCCUGCCUGCCGGCCAGGGAGGAGGGAGGCUCCAAUUGUGUUGCUUGGCUGCAUUGCUCACCCAGUAAGGGGUCUAAGAACGACUGGUGGGUGGAGCUUGCAUGCCUUGUGCCAAUCAAAUUGGCCGCGUUGCCUGGGGACUCGCCUUUGCUCAGCGCUUCCCAGUGGAGAGGUGACGGUGGUUUUCCUUGCUGCAUCCCCUUUGCUGGGUUGCUGCACUGUGGGAACCACCGCUCGAGGCUUCGUUUGGCUGCUGGCUGGGCUUUCUGCCUUUGGCUCGGAGGGGCUCAGAAGCUGAACAUACCUGUGUUUGGAAAACCCCUUAUUUUGGCUGCUGAUCCCUUAUUUUCGAGGCUGCUGGUCCCUUAUUUUCAAAUCUGUAAGUUGACAGCUAUGUUAAAGCCCGCUACCCGAAGAAGGAUUUCAUGUGUGAGUAACGUGAUGCAUCAGUGUUACAAACUCAGAUAAAUAAGCUUGGUGCCAAAUGGCUCCUUAAACCAGGGUUGCAGUCGCCAAAACUGAAUGUCUAGUUGCUAUUCGGGGGCUAGAUGGUUGUAUUCUUCAGUACGACUUUUUGGUUCCUGACAUUCAUUCUUGAUUGUGCAGAUAAAAUAUCACAGAUAGAAUUCUUCAGGAUGUGUUGUUAGUGUGUGAAAACAGGCACGAUCCAGGGAUCCCCAGGCACGCACUUCCAGAUGGUGGAGACACCAUGCGCCAUCCUUGCACCCGGGCAUCUUCACUUGGUCGCAAGUGGACAAUAGCCAGGUGCAAAAUGUGCCUGGCGCCUGGCAAAUUUCAAACGCUGUGAUGCGUCCGUUUCCCAAGCUCCCUGUGACAUUUUCUGUUUAAACUGGACAUCACCUUGCCUCUUUGGCAGUGGGAACAGCAGAGAAAAACUUCAAAAGAACUUCUGCCUGCCAUGCGCGAAUUAUUUUCUUAGGUGGCAGCUGAUGUUCCCUGUAUUCUUAUUUGUGUAGACAUUCCGCCUUCUGAUGGUUGCAUUCAGUUUGUGGUAUAAGGUUCUUAGAAGAUGGGUGAGACAAAGGAAGAAACGUGAGUCCUUUAUAUUGCAGCAGCAAGUAGAUAAGAGAGCUUUAAAGCCAUAAGGUAAAUAAAAGGAAUCGCCUUACCAACUUUGUCCCCAAGCCUCCUUCCCACUGCAGGAUAUCCUGGUUCUUUCUUUGUGUGCCUGUUUUCUUUCUCGCCCUCCUCCACACUUUCUUUCCUUGUGUCUAAAUAUGUUGGCAGAUGCUGGCAGCACUUGGCUGCAGGAAUGUGUGGGUGGCGUUUGCUUGUCUGCCUGCCACACCCCGAGAACUACACUCGCAUAUUUGUAAAAGCCGGCAGGGCACUACAAUAGCACGAGCAUGGAAAGAAAAAACAAAAAGAAUUCUGUGAUGCAGUUUCUGUAAAUGUCUGUAAACUUUGUUCCCAAGACAAAACACGUUUGCUUUUUAUUGUAAGUGUCUUUGAUACAGUGGUACCUCGGGUUACAUACACUUCAGGUUACAUACACUUCAGGUUACAGACUCCGCUAACCCAUAAAUAGUUCUUCAGGUUAAGAACUUUACUUCAGGAUGAGAACAAAAAUUGUGCUCCGGCGGCGCAGCAGCAGCAGGAGGCCCCAUUAGCUAAAGUGGUGCUUCAGGUUAAGAACAGUUUCAGGUUAAGUACGGACCUCCGAAAUGAAUUAAGUACUUAACCCGAGGUACCACUGUAAUAUGAUCAUUGGAUAUGUGUGUGGAUUGAGGUGGGGCAGAGAAGAAGUGACUGUUGAGUCAGAGAAUUGUACAGUUGUGUACGUGUGUCUGUCUCUUUUUCUAUAUACAGUGGACGCUCGGGUUGCGAAUGUGAUCCAUGCGGGAUGCACGUUCACAACCCGCAGCAGCGCAUAUGUGCAUGCGCGGGUUGUGAUUUGGCGCUUCUGCGCAUGCGCAAAGAACGAUUUAGUGCUUCUGCGCAUGUGCAACCGCCGAAAACAGGAAGUAACCCAUUCCGGUGCAUCCGGGUUUCGGCAGUCCGUAACCCAAAAAAACGCAACCUGAAGCGUCUGUAACCCAAGGUAUGACUGUAUAUACAGUAUAUAUCUAUAUUCUGUCUUGGUUGGUCGGUCUUUCUCUCUCUAGAUCAGAGCUUUCCAAACUCUGUCACGACACGUUAGUGUGUCGGCUGCCGUGUGUAUGUGUGGUGCGCAAAUGCUCUUAUAAGGGGCUAGUUUAACCUCCGAUUUGCUAGUAAUACUGAAUAACUGUGUCACGAAACGAUUCACGUCUAAAAAGUGUGUCACCAACAUGAAAAGUUUGAAAAGCUCUAGAUACAUACAUACACUCUAGUCACCUGGGUCUGUACUGCUAGAGAAAAAUGUCAACUUUUGCAUGCAAAAGCACUGAGCAUAUGACACUUGCAUCAGAGACGGUUAAAACAUCAGCAGAAAGAAAAAGGCCAGGUUUUGCAAAUGGCUAUUCUUUGAUGAUUUUAAUGCAGUAUGACACAGGUCAGAUUCACAUAUUGGGUGCUUUAAAUGUGCAUGGAAGCACAAUGAUCAGCAAAAGCAGCCAGCCUUGUGUCAAGACUUGGCAGCAAAUGGAAAAUUGUUGCUUUUUCUGUGUGCAGGUUUGGCCUUUGAGGACACAAGGUUUCACUCAGAAAAAAGUGGCCUUUUGGUUUUCUUUUGGCAUUAUUUUUGCUUCUUUUUAGGUUGAUGACAAAUCCUACACAUUUACAUCAGUUCUGAGCUUCUCUUAAAUACUCAGAAGUACAGGCAAUCCUUGUUUUGUACAGAGGUUACAUUCUGGACCCCUGCGCGCAUUGACGGGAUCCACAUAAAGCAUUUUGCCUUUGUUUCAACCCGUCCUACCCUUUUAGUGGUAUUUUAGUGAUGUUUUUGGGUCACUUCUGGGUUCAGUGCCGUGCGCACAUGCACAAUUGCGUUUCAUUGGGACAUGCAUAAAUCAGUUGUUGCCUGUGUGUGUGUGUGUGUGUGUUGAAAAACAGAAAGAAGGAGCUGUGGAAUUGUCAACAGCUCAAAAAUCAAUAACAGCUGAAUAUCCUGAACAAUAUUAAAACAAAGUGGGAGUUUAAAACACCUGCCAGUUUUGAUUUUCGCUUUUAAGUGUGCUUGUCAGAACACAAUCCAAGGGCCAGAUUGGAUAUGACAGGAAAGUCUUAUCCAAUUGUGAAACGCCCAGUGCAUUUUAAUGGAAACUUUCCACAGGUUCAGAACAAUUUGAGUAUCCUAGGUGAGAUGUUACCUUACCAGAAAUGCUCAAUAAAUUGCAUUCUUGUGCUCUUUCGGAGGAUUUCCACUUGAACUCAUUGGACAUGCAGUUAUUUUAUUAAAGUUCUUAGUAUAUUCAUUCAGGACCAUUUGAUGCUGCUUUUUUCCUCUUCUGUAGAUAGAUAGAUAGAUAGAUAGAUAGAUAGAUAGAUACAGUGGUACCUUGGGUUACAAUCGCUUCUGGUUACAGACGCUUCAGGUUACAGACUCCACUAACCCAGAAAUAGUACCUCAGGUUAAGAACUUUACCUCAGGAUGAGAACAGAAAUCGCACGGCGGCGGCAGCGGGAGGCCCCAUUAGCUAAAGUGGUGUUUCAGGUUAAGAACGGACCUCCAGAAUGAAUUAAGUCCUUAACCAGAGGUACCACUGUAGAAAAAGAGUUUGGUUUGGUAUCCCGCUUUAUCACUACCUGAAGGAGUCCCAAAGCAGCUAACAAUCUCCUUUCCUUUCCUCCCCUACAACAAACACUCUGUGAGGUGAGUGGGGCGGAGAGACUUCAGAGAAGUGUGACUGGCCCAAGGUCACCCAGCAGCUGCAUGUGGAGGAGCGGGGAAGCGAACCCGGUUCACCAGAUUACGAGUCCACCGCUCUUAACCACUACACCAUGCUGGCUCCCUGUAGAUAGAUAGAUAGAUAGAUAGAUAGAUAGAUAGAUAGAUAGACAGACAGACAGACAGACAGAUAGAUCCAUCCAUCCAUCCAUCCAUUCAUAUGCCCUACUCUGGCUUACCUAAGUAGCUUUCUGGUUUGUGCCCUUGGAAGGCACCUUUCUGAAAUCCACCCUGUGUUGCAAUGUGGAUGGAGAUUAUACGUUUGCUGAGAGCGGUGCUUGCAAACAGGAAGCAGCUCCACUGGAGAAGAAUGUUUGAGUAGGAGGGAAUUCCAGGCUUUGCCUCCCAUAGCCUUGGCCAUUGCCACUGACUGCAGUCAUGCCUCUCAUUUACUUGUGUAAACACAGAAAGAUUAAUGAGAUGGCAUAGCAAUGUGUGAAAUUGCGGAAAGGAUAAAAUAGCUGUUUUUAGUCUUCUGGGAAACUUGGGGGCUUUAUGGCCUAUGACCUGGCAACAUCCAGCAUGGUUCUGUUUAACUUCAUGUUCACUGCCUCGGUUCCUGUCUUGGUGCUCCAUGAUACCCCAGGGAGAAUUUUGUGGAGGCUUUUAGAUUAAAAGGAAAGAGGCAGGGAUGCUCUAGCAAGGCAUGGCCAAUGCAGCUUAGUUGUUACUAAGAUUUAUUAAUUGAGAUGCUACUCAUUUAUUUAUUUUAAAAAUUAUUUUAUGCACAAAACCCCAACAUGCCUAUGUACACUAGGGACACUUCAGGGGGGGAAAUAAGGCAAUGCACUCCUUUUUUAGACCUUCAAAUAUGUGUGAUACUUUCAGUAUGCAAAGCAGUAGAUAGCCAUAUUUAAUUUAAGCAAUAAUUGGAAAUUAUUACACUGUAUUUAAUUUGGAUGGUGGCACUGAUGUGCAUGCUUGCACUUUGUGGCAAGCUAGGCGUAUUGCUGGUAGUCCCAUCAAUUGUUGUCAAAUCCCUACAAAGCAGAGCAUAUGUGCAGUAGAACAUGAGUUGAUUGGAGGAAAGUUCCAAGCUGCUCCCCAUCUCUCCCCCCCCACCCGUGAGCCUCUCUAAAAGCAGAAGGAAUCCCUGCCAAGAGAAAAAUGACUGGAGGGAAAUAGUUUCAGGAAGAAGGGCUUUAGCUCAUGUCACAAAUUUGCAUGAACUUUGCAGGUGCCAAUAUUUAUGUAUAGAUGCAAAAUCAGAUGGACUUUCAGAGGGAAAAUCCACCCUGUAAGCAAAGUUUGAAAAUGGGGGGAGGAAAACCUAAGGCCUGGGGCAAAAUACCUAGGUCUCAGGCCUUGGGAAGACAGGUGAACUAAUAUCAAUGUACCAGAAGAAGCAAAGAUCACCAGUGUUGAAGCAAUGAUUCUUCAACAUCAACUUCGUUGGAGUGGUCAUGUUGUGCGGAUGCCUGAUGAUCGUCUUCCAAAGCAACUACUCUAUUCUGAACUUAAAAAUGGAAAGUGUAAUGCUGGUGGUCGACAAAAGAGGUUUAAAGACUGUCUCAAGGCAAAUCUUUAAAAAUGUAGUAUAAACACCAACAAUUGGGAAGCACUUGCCUGCGAGCGCUCCAGUUGGAGAACAGCCUUUACCAAAGGUGUCAUGGGCUUUGAAGACACUCGAACUCAGGACGCAAGGGAGAAACGUACUAAGAACUCAGGACGCAAGGGAGAAACGUACUAAGGCACGCUUGGCAAAUCCACACUGUGAUCUAUUCUCGCCCGGAAACCAAUGUCCCCACUGUGGAAGCAUGUGUGGUUCCAGAAUUGGCCUCCACAGUCACUUAGGGACUCAUGGUUAAAACUGUGUUUAUGGAAGACAAUCUUACUCGGCUAUGAGUGAUCACAGAAGAAGAAGAAGAAGAAGAAGAAGAAGAAGAAGAAGAAGAAUACCCCAACAACAACACCCCUGUUCCUCAGAAGCAAACACCAGGGUCUUUGACCAAGCCACUGGUUUUAACUACUGAAUGACUUGCUUUAAAGCACUAAACGAGGGUUAGACAUACCUGCUAAAGGCAAAAAUCUCUUUGCAUUAAAUAAAGAGGUGACUGGCUUGUAUCAAUGACAACUUUGCUAUUAUUGCAUUGCUUUUUUGCAAUUUAACUUUGCAUAUAAGCAAGAACUGGCCUUUGAACAUUGUUGUAUUCUCCACUCGUCUCGAUAAAAAAACACCACUCUUUCCCACCUCCUUAAAUGUGAAACAGCACCUCUGGAAGUGGUGCUGCUUUGGUGGAAUAAUGCUGUGCUUAUCACAUUUCCCUUCCAACCCAGCCUUGGCACAUGGUAACAGAGUUCUAGGAACCUAAAUAGACAGGCUUAGGAUGGAGGAAUCAAGCUGCAGUAGCUUGGCCUAAUUCCCAGCAUGCUAUUGUCAGCAAUGUGGCUUCAUCUUGAUUGCAACCAACAAUUUUUUUUUUAGAGGAUUGAGGCUUUGUGCAACUGAAAUCCUAAUAAGCUUCCAAGUGCUUUAGUUUUUCCUGUCCUCUCUGCAAACCUCUGGUAUGAUUUUGGCAGAAUUAUGUAAAGGCAAACUUUAUGUGGUGGCCUAAAUCAACAUUCCUUAUAGGUGCUGCCCCCACUGUAGCUCAAUGCAGAUGAUUCCAGGUUCAAUCCCCAGUGCCUCCAGCUAAGGCCCAUUUUUUUAAUUGUGUUUUUUAUUUCUUCUUUUAUUUCUUAAUUGUUGUUUUGUUGCAUUGCAGUUUGAAUUCCGUAGAAUUCAGAUUGCAGUAGACUAAAAUAUAGUAUAAGAAAUCAAAGGAGUGAUACAAAUACAAUCGGGGGGGGGGGAGCAACAUCUAGUAAAGUGAGCUACAAUUGCUACAAUAGGCAGAAAAGUCAUUAGCAAAUUUCACGUGGUCCAUGGGGCAAAAGGUUUGGGAAUCACUGGAGCAGACCCAUUGAAAUGAGUGGACGCAAGUUAGUAACGUUCAUGAAUUUCAAUGGAUCUGCUCUGCGUACGACUAACUUUGAAUGCACCUCUAUAAAAGCUAAAAGAAUGUAAAAUCCAGGAUUCCUUAAGGAGGAAGGAGCACGGGCCAUUUUCAAGCCAUUUCCCCAAAUAAUGACUUUCUCUUUUCUGUUUUGUUUACAUUGAGUUGAACAGCUUAUUCCUAUUUUAUUUAUAUACAGUACGAUCUUUCCUCUCAAGGAGCAAAGGACAUGUUUAAUAAUAUGCUAAAAUAACUAAAAUAGCAGCAGAGUCACAAUAUCAACACAGCAGGGCUCUGGAGAAUGAACUAUUGAAAUCUUACUUUGAGCAAAGAGAGUGCGCUGGUACCGAUAGAUCAUUUGAAAGGGAAAUGCCUGAUGUUUAUGUAGGCUGUUUUGCAGGAGCCUCUAGGGUUGCAGCAUUCUGUCAGUUAAUUGGUUAGAUGUGUCAACUAAAAGUCCUUUGAUUGCCUAAGAAGGUGCCCUUUGCUAAUUGAGCAAAAUGCUUUCAAAGGGUGUUAAUGGUUUUUUCAUAUAACUUAUAACAGCUGCAGAUAGGACUGCAUUUCCUGUUUUUAUGUGCAAGAGGAAAGAACACCUAUUUAGGUGUCUGCUGCAACACAGUGAUCUGGCUUGCCCCACACUGCAAGGCAGACUAUGGCUUAGCAAGACCAUGCAGAUAUGUAGGCUCCCAGAGAGAAGCUCACAGCCACUUACCUCCUCCCUGGCCAUUUUUACUGCUGUGCUAAGUCAAAGUUUGGCUUAGGAUCUUGUCUGAACUGGGACUCACAGUUAAGCCAACUACAAGCUAUAACCUUGAUUAACACUCUUGGUUAGCAAAGCUUAACCAUGAGCUUUGCUUUGGACAACAUGCUAAACCAAACCUUGGUGUGGCAGUAAAAAGGACCAGGAAGCAGCUGCAAACUCCUCUCUAAUAACCUUCAUAUUGCAUGGACUUCCUAAACCGUAGCUUGUUUUACCGUGUCAUGUGAAUCAUCUUACUCUCCUUAUCCAUCACAGAUCAGGACCCUGGACAGAACUGGAGGUGCUGAUCCAGAGGUCACUGGCUGGCUAAAUCUCAGAACCUUGGCCAGCAAUCCUGCAGUAAGACGACUUAGCAAUGCCCCGGAGCAACCAUCCGGGUUUUAUGGUCCCACAAAGAAAGUCAGUCUGAAGGUUCUACUCCCCUGAAGGCUGCAGGGCCAGAUUGAGAAGGCGAUUGGGCUGUCUCCGGCCCCCAGGCCUUAGGUUGCCUAUCCCUGACCUAAUUCCUCGCAGGGUUGUGUGUGUGUGUUUUUCCAUGCAUCAAAUGCCUACCUCCAGACCUCUCAGAUGUGACAGUUAGGGAAACUGAGGUUUUGUGUCUCAAAGUGAUGCAAGAACUGGAGUUUCUAGGAAGCUUUGCUAUUGAGUAUGCUAAUCCAAGAAAAAACAAGAUAAGCCACAAAGAACAGGAGGAAACCGCCUAGGGCCAAAUACCAAGCUCAUUUGAUAUUGCUUUGGCCAGAGUUUUGCUGUCAAAAGUGUUGAUGAAUGUCACAAGGCAACUUCAUAUCUGCCAACAUUUGCAAUCCAGAACAGGGAGACUUGGGUGAAAAUAUGCCUGCUCCAUAAAUUCAUUUACUCAGGAGGAAGCCUGCUGAUCUCAGAAGGACUUACUUCCCUAGCCUUGCCGCAGUUCUGAGUGAAUACAGCUAGAGAUUAGGAUGUAUGGUCACUUUCACACAAGAUGCUUAAAUGGGGUUGCUUUUUUACUCUCCCAUUUGCUGCUUUUGCAAAUGGAAUGCAAUUGCUGCCUUAGCUAGAUAAUACCCAUUGGAUUUAAAUAUGGUGAAUCUGCUUUCUGAUCUGCAUUUAGCACUCAUAUUCAAAAGCAAGCAGUCAAGCAAACCAGGGUGGGAAACAGCAGUAUCUUAAGUGUGAAAAAUGGUCUUGGGUACAUACUCACCUUCCACCUUUGACCUUGAAGUCUUCACCCCAGGUCCCAAGACCUUAAUCCGGGGAUGUAGUAUUAACAGAGGCCUCUGAGGUGUCCUCCCAGUUCAUGCUGAGAAGGACGGCUGCCAGACCAGAAGUGUCACCUUGCACGCAGCUUCCUUGGGUCAAGUUGUUCAGAAGCAAUACUAGCCAUUUUAUAAAUUAAAGCUGCGGUGGGCAAAAGAUAGAUCAGGGUGUAUACCUUAGGGUGAUUUUCAGUAGAUCAGCAUGGGUAUCUGAUUCCUGAAUAUUUCUUUGGAGAGCAAGAGAGAGAGAGAAAGAGAAAGAGAAAGAGAAAGAGAAAGAGAAAGAGAAAGACUGUCUGCACACACACACAGAGAGAGAGAGAGAGAGAGAGAGAGAGAGUCUAUAUCUAACUGAUGUGGCUGAAGCAAAACAACUCAGCUGGAGUGUGUUGAUUCACUUGGCCCAGAGUCUGUGUUUGCUAUUGUUGAUGUGGCUCUGCAGGAAGGUACAUUCUGUUACAGCAUAGAAUCUACUUAAUACACAUAGGUUGUCUUCGGUUUAGCUUUCCUUCCACUUCUGUUAAUUUGCAUUAACCACUUCGUGCACGAGAAAAGAAUGAAAUUUCACGGCAUAGUUGUUUAUAUUGCUGCUAGUUUUCUUAACGUGAAAAGAAGAAGAAAAAGAGUCAUUGUGGCAGCUUAGUUGGUCCUGCUUAAUCUGUCUGCAUCACAGAUGCCCUGGGACAGACUUGUGCUCUGGUCACUUCUCUUCCGUGACUCAGUUGCUCACUUUAUGCACCAGCAUUUGAUUCAGUUUCACCACAGUUUUGCCACGGCACUGAAACACAGUUCAGGCUCCAAAAUCCAUACUAGGGCAAUACCAUUAUUAGGCCGUUCAAAAUUCCCCCAAACAGCCACAGCAAGUUUUUAAGUUCUCUAAAGAAGAAGAAGAAGAAGAGUUUGGAUUUGAUAUCCCGCUUUAUCACUACCCGAAGGAAUCUCAAAGCGGCUAACAUUCUCCUUUCCCUUCCUCCCCCACAACAAACACUCUGUGAGGUGUGUGAGGCUGAGAGACUUCAGAGAAGUGUGACUGGCCCAAGGUCACCCAGCAGCUGCAUGUGGAGGAGCGGAGAUGCGAACCUGGUUCACCAGAUUACGCUGUCCUCAUUUAUGGUGGUGAGGAGGACCAUAAAUGUUUCCACUUCCACAUUGGACUAAACCACAGUUUCCUGUUGCAUACAGGUUCAGGGACUGUGGUUUAUUCUAAUCCUUGAAACCAAACAGGAUCGAAUUUCGGUUUGCUAACUGAUAUGCCCCAUACAUAAGGACCUGUAUUCUGAGAGCAUCAUUUUACUUUCCUCUUUCUCCCAUUUACCCUUCACCCCAAUUCUGCUUAUGCAGUUGAAGGGCAAUAGCUGAGGACUGGUUACAUGCAGAUCUGCAAUUUUGAAGUCAAUGAGAGGUUUCUGUUGACUACCAGGUAGAACUGCCUACGUUUUCCUCCUCCCCAAUCCACCGAAGACCAAACAACGCCACACCUGUUCAGACAAAUACAGUUCAAACCUUUGCAACAGGAGGAAGUUCUGGCCUGUUUGGAAAUCGCAGCACUCAUCGCAUGACACUUAAUCCACACUUUCCGAACAGAGGUAGGCUAUAGACACAAUGCAAAGCUUUGCCCCACAGCUAUUUAUACUUGUCUCUUGGUUCAGGUCCACAGCUUAAUUAUUUACUGGAUUACUUUGUUCUGGGGCUGUUUGGCUGAAGUGCUUUAAAAAUAUUGCAGGCUUUAAAAAAUAAAAUAAAACCAAACCCUGACAAGGCAGCCCUCAGAAGCCAGUUGCUGGCUGCUUCGAGGGGGAGGGUGUUUUAUUUCUGUCAGACAAUGUGCUUUCUCAAGCAAGAAAUGAGAAUGUCCUAGGUUUUGAUUCGACCAGAACUACAAAGAAAUCUUUAAAUCCCUCUGGCCUCUCUGUGUGCUGCGUGGAGACAUCUUGAGGGUCUCUCUGAAGAUCAGGCUGUGAAUUGCUGAGUUAAAUCCCAUUCUGUCUGCCUCCUAGCCUACGGCAUUCAGUUUCCUUGUUUUCUUGGCAAAGGAUUCUACAAGGGGCCUCUGUCUGAAAGGCACCUAUAUAUGAUAUUUAAUUUGUGCAGCUCCUCUUAGGAACCUUCACCCCUUACUAAUAUGAUUCUGUCAACAGAGGCGGGUGGUGAGGAGUAAGAGAAUCGCAUUCUUUUGGUGGUAUUCAAAAAGGCUCAUGAAACCCAAAGACUUAGGCUGUGUUUCCCAGCUAGAAGGCAAAGUAUUUAUAUCCUCCCUCUCAAUCUCUGCAAUUCUUUCUGGAUGUGGAUAACAAUAGUUUGGAUGGAAAAUUAAACAGAUAAAAGCUGUUGGUGCAUCCUUCUCAUUCUUCUAACUGAAACAGGUGGCACUUGGGAGUAUCUUAAGAGUAAGAGCUAUCUACCUUCAGAAAAAUGAAACAGUCACUGAGUUUCUGCAUGAGUCAGUGAACUGUGUCUGUUGCCUCCGAAAGCAGACAACUGUGGUGUUUGUUCUUUGGGAGUGAAUGCGUGAUCCUUCAUGCAGAGAAAUUACCCACACCCAGUAGAUGAUGGCCUGACAAAUAAUGACCCAGAUCAGUAAAUCACUCUGAGAGGCAACAGGCACCCUCUUUUAUGCUCAUUGUUUGAAUGCAAUUCUCUCACAACCCACACUGUUUAGGAAUCACCCUGCAACAGUGAGUUGUUAAGAAACUGAGCAGGGUUAGAAGCCACCAGUAGAGGCAGUGAAAACGCUUCCCCUUCCUAGUCUGUGACUUGUUUCAGGCCCAACCUGCAAAAAUGAAAGCCACUUCAAGUUUGCUUAGUUUUUAACCAUAUAUAUGCAACUUUCCCCUCCUCUUGGGGAGCAGGUGCAGAGGCAGGCAAGGGCUCCUGUCCCAUUAACCACAGCUGAGACUGUGGGCAUACGUAGCUUGCCCCGUGUCAUGAUGAGAAAAGAUGCAUUUGUCAGAAUUCUAUUCCCCCCCCCAAUAUUUUUUUAUUCAUUUUAUAACACAAAUAAAAAACACAAACAGAAAAGACAAACAAUACGAACAAAUUCUUGUCAUAUCCUUAUUUUUCUAAACAUUGUUAAUUGGGCUUCCCCAAGUCCCACCUAUCUGAUUUUCAUUUUACUUCAUCUUUAGCAGUUUACAUAUAUCAUAAUUUCUAACCAUCUUUUUUUUUUAAAAAUCACACUUAAAAUAACUUCACAUUUUAUCACUUACAAAUAAUACUGUUUUAAAAUACCCUAUCUUCUAACCCUACAACCUAUAUCCACUUCCAAAGCUAUUCUAAGGUUUAAAUAUUAACAUAUUUUUUCAAAUAUUCCUUAAACCUCUUCCAGUCUUCUUCGCAUUUGCCAGAAUUCUAAUGCAGGUUGUUGAAAGAAGCAUUAUCAAAAACUAUAUACCUCUGACUAGUUUUCCACAUGAAUUAGGUUAAUGGGCUGGUUUUCCAUCGAGACCAUGAAAUUUCGCAGUGUAAUGAUAGCAACCAGUUCAGCGUUUUACUGCCUUAUUUGCAUCUUCCCUGUUCUUUUUUUUUUUUUAAAUGAUAUUUAUUAAAGUUUCACAUAAAAAAAGACACAUAAAUAAAAAAAGAAUUUAAGAUAAAAAGAAAACUACACAAUACAAAAUACAAAAUACAAAAAGAAAAAAGAAAAAGCAGUUAAAAACAAUUCCAUCUUUUCAUCACUACUUUUAGAUUUACUUAUUUCCUGGACCUCCUCAUACCUCCCUCUUUUGUAUUCCAAUUCAAUUUGUUUGUCCAGCAAUUCCUUCCCCUCCUUUUUAAUCCCAAUGCUUAAUCUUAAUAUAAUAUAACAUUAAAUUUUUACCUAUUAAAAGCCAAUUUUCCUGCAUCUUCCCUGUUCUGUCUGAUGGGCAGGGUACAAAUUAUUAUUAUUUCAUGUACUUCAUUGUGCUUCAGUAUAACCGUGCUUUCCUUUAUUCUUUAACCCUGUUGUGUGGGUAUUCAAUUCCCCCGUGUGAUUAGAAUCACGUCGGGGAGAGCAGGAUAUGUUAGCUUGCCCUUCUGCCUCCAUUGCUUGUCUGUGCCCAUUAGACAGUUGUACUCAUGGAGGCUCAACACCAACAUGGUUCUUAAUCCCAUGGAGAGCAGAUUCCCUGUUGCAAAUGUUCACUCCAGUGCACGGAGGGUGGAGGGCUGCGCACGUGGGUGUAACAGUGGGGCAGGGUUAGUGAGGCUAUCCCUGCUCCCUUUUGCAUGGAGGGAACUAACAACCCACAAAGGGAUUGUGUCUCCUGUAUAUCUGGUCACCCUCUCCCAUGAUCUUUCCCUUCCCCUGUUUUUAAAUGAAACUUAAGCCAAACACAAUGUUGAUGGUGCCACGUGCAUUGUCAACAUCAGUCUGAAGCAGGGGUGGGGAGCUUCAGGUCCAGAGACCAAAUGUGACACUCCAACCCUGCCUGCCUGGCUCUUGGGAGACUCCCCAGGCCAUGCGCGCGUGCGCACACACAUACACACACACACCAGCCACACUGUCAUGGACUGGUUGAAUGCCGAGGAAUGGUGGUAGAAACCAGCUGGGGAACCAGCAAGGGAAGAAGGCUCAGACCCCAGGGAGUGGUGGUGAGAUGAUGAUGAGCAGUCAGAGGGAGAAGGAAGUGUCGGAAGCUGAAGGGGAAACAGCGCUUAGUGAGCUGGGAAAGUCGGUGGCAGGGGGCAGUCAAGAAGCUGAAGCUGGCAAGUGGGAGGAAGGAGGUCAAGAGGCAGAGACGAGUCACUGGUGUCUCCCUCACCUACUGUGACAAGCUCCCCUCCCAUCUCUCCGGACCAGGAGAGGCAUGAAAGGGGCAGAGGAGAGAUUGGUGGAACGCAGGCACGGUCUCCAAUUGCUUGGGAAAUGCCAUGGAGAGGAGGCAACAUGACAGCUGUGGGGAGGUGGGGCAACUGAUUUCAUGGAGUAAGACCCACAGGGAAUGAGCUCCUGUGUGCAUUAGGGCUCACUCAGCCAAGUAUGUGGAGAUCGUGUUUUUGCAAAUAAUGAGUUAAACUCCAACUUUGGACUGCGUGAUUUACCGACCUGCACACUCCCUACUGCCCCUUCUUUGUACCCUCUGUGAGAGUGUUUUUACCUGGCUGUAAUCACCUCCUGGAAAAUAGAAGGGGAAGAAAUGGAGGCAGUGAGAGAUUUUACUUUCUUGGGCUCCAUGAUCACUGCAGAUGGUGACAGCAGUCAUGAAAUUAAAAGACGCUUGCUUCUUGGGAGAAAAGCAAUGACAAGCCUAGACAGCAUCUUAAAAAGCAGAGACAUCACCUUGUCAACAAAGGUCCAUAUAGUUAAAGCUAUGGUUUUCCCAGUAGUGAUGUAUGGAAGUGAGAGCUGGACCAUAAAGAAGGCUGAUCGCCAAAGAAUUGAUGCUUUUGAAUUAUGGUGCUGGAGGAGACUCUUGAGAGUCCCAUGGACUGCAAAAAGAUCUAACCUAUCUAUUCUGAAAGAAAUCAGCCCUGAGUGCUCACUGGAAGGACAGAUCCUGAAGCUGAGGCUCCAAUAUUUUGGCCACCUCAUCAGAAGAGAAGACUCCCUGGAAAAGACCCUGAUGUUGGGAAAGAUGGAGGACACAAAGAGAAGGGGACGACAGCAGACGAGAUGGUUGGACCGUGUUCUCAAAGCUACCAGCAUGAGUUUGACCAAACUGCAGGAGGCGGUGGAAGACAGGAGUACUUGGCGUGCUCUGGUCCAUGGGGUCACGAAGAGUUGGACACGACUAAACAACAACAAUGUGCUAUCAACUCUGAUAAGUCCUCUUGCUUCCCUGGACGAAGAGAAGGGUGUGAGAGCAUGUGCAGAAACUAGCCUACUGCACAAAGGCAAAAUUUGCACUUGUUCCUCUGCCCACCACUUGCACGUGGCCCCCAGAAGGUUGAAUGUGGCCCUCAGAUUGAAACAGUUUCUGUACCCUUGGUUGAAGCAAGGCUCUCUAGUAGAUUCCAAGCCACAUUCCUCUUAAGCUUGCCACCAAAGCUUCAGGUUUAAUCUAAUGACAUUUUUGACAUUUAGGGUAUCCUCUUGCACCAGGCCCAAUAAAAUGGUUAGUGUGUUUUUCAGCACGAUGGUCUCAGUGGAACACACUGAUGCAUAGCACCAGAGCAGAAUGUAAUAAACAUUAGGGAGCAGAGACCAUGAUGUGUUUGUAUUCUUGACAGGGUCACGCUGCUGGCACAGAAUAAAUGCUAAAUAAUAAUCAUAUUGCUCCUGCCCCACCUGUCAGGGUAUCUGAGCAAGUUCCUGUCUCUAAUUAUUUUACCCCUUUUUGUUCUUUUUCCAGACGAAGCGACCCUGUGGGCCGACCGCACUCCUGGCAUUCUGCCAAGUUCAUAGAGAACCAGCCCGAUCUCAGCAUGAUGCAAAUAUCUCCUGGCAUGAUUGGCACUCCUUGGCACCAAGCCUACCAUUCCAGGUAAGCCUCACAGCAUUUUGGCCAAAAAAAACAACAACCCCUGUAUCCGAGGAUUGGUGUGUUGUGUGCUUCCCAUUCCAGGAAGAGAACAAUUUAUGCUCCACCCUGAAAGCAUAAUCCUCAGCGGUAAUCUGCAUUCACCUCACAGUCUUUUAAAAGCUGCUGAGCUUUCUCUGCCAGGUGCCGCGCUACCUUUAUGGAUCUGAAACAAUGGUGUAUCAAGUUGAACAGGCAGGUACUCUCAGCUAUUUUUGCAAAAGCUGUGCGGCCACGGUGGUGGAGCGGGGGACUUAUCAAGCAGUGAACUUUGCCCGAAUUUCCAUGCUGAUUGUAGAAUUCUACAGGCUCUGCGCUAAAAAAAAGAAAAGAGCAGAUAAAUCAAAAUUCUGAAUUCUAUAGCCUUUGCACAUUAUUCAGAUUUCAUUCGUUUGCUGCUUUUGCAUCAUCUGUUCUGCUUGCUCUAUCCCAGGGGUCAGCAAACUUUUUCAGCAGGGGGCCAGUCCUCUGUCCCUCAGACCUUGUGGGGGGCCGGACUAUGUUUUGAAGGGGGGGGGAAUGAACGAAUUCCUAUGCCCCACAAAUAACCCAGAGAUGCAUUUUAAAUAAAAGCACACAUUCUACUCAUGUAAAAACACCAGGCAGGCCCCACAAAUAACCCAGAGAUGCAUUUUAAAUAAAAGGAGACAUUCUACUCAUGUAAAAACACGCUGAUUCCCGGACCAUCUGCGGGCUGGAUUUAGAAAGCAAUUGUGCUGGACAGGCCCCCGGGCCUUAGUUUUCCCACCCAUGCUCUAUCCCUUUCAAGUUUGUUCCAUUUGCAGAAUACAUACAGGUUUCAGGAUUCAGCUUUUCGUGGCACACGGAUAUGUUUUUUAAAGGAGCUGAUCAUAUAGAGCUUCGGCCUGUUCCCUACAAUGUGUUUCCACUUUUCUGUAUCUGUUCUGAAAGAUGGAACAUAACACAACCGGAAAGUUCUUAGUGAUGUUUCUUUUUUGAUGUAUAGACAAAUCCCCAGUCUUUCAAUCUCCUUGAACAUCUUUGUAGCAGAUUCCCAAUCUCCGCAUCAGCACAGUAGUUUCCUCCUCCCCAACUUAGCCGCUGGAAUUUCAAGACCUCUGUGAAACCUAAAUACUGGCACCAAUAGUAAUUUAUUGAGAUCAAAGGAAGCAUGGGAUGGGAAAGCAGGAAGAAACUCUAGGAUUACAAAAAGAAAUGAAAAAAGAAACCAUUCCAACAGAGAUGUGUGUUCUCUUUCUCUCCUUGACACCCAACACAAAUCAUCUGGCAACAGCAUUCCUUCCUUCCCAGGGAGCUGCCUUUUUUAAAAAUUAUUCUUUGCUAUGGCCUAGCUCAUAGAGUUCCAAGCCCCAGAUUUCUGCCGUCUCUGUUGUCGCAUCUCUGCUGGCAUAGAAGCCAUCACUCCAGGUGUUUCAACACUGAAGAACGCCAGUGGCAUCUAGUGGUCGGAUUGCCAGCCUUCUUCUGUCGCUGUCUGUUGGUAAUAGGUGAGGGCCGGAGUGGUCAAAUUGGGAGAUCAUUUGUUUAAAAAGGAAAGCAAAUGGCACAAGCAGCUGAGGAGAUGAAACCAGAAAAAUGGCCAGUUCUGUUGAAACCAUUCCUCCUCCUCCUUAUUCUCUGUGAUCUGGUUCUUUCUCAUUCUCUGUACAGUGGUACCUCGGGUUACAUAUGCUUCAGGUUACAUAUGCUUCAAGUUACAGACUCCGCUAACUCAGAAAUAGUACCUCAGGUUAAGAAGUUUGCUUCAGGAUGAGAACAGAAAUCGUGCUGUGGGGGCAGUGGGAGGCCCCAUUAGCUAAAGUGGUGUCUCAGGUUAGGAACAGUUUCAGGUUAAGAAUGAACCUCCAGAAUGAAUAAGUUCUUAACCCGAGGUACCACUGUACUUCUUCACUUGGCAAACAGCUCAGUCCCUAGAUAGUUGCUUUGCAGCAUCCUUCCUUUUGCCUUUAUGUUUUUGCUUCCAUGUGGUGGGGAUAUUAUCCUUAGGCUAGGAGGUACCAUGAGAAAAGAUAAUGUCGAGCAGGAGAACAACACAAACCAGGCAACAGUUGGGCCUUGGGACACUAAAGGGUCAUCCACGCUUUGCACUGUUCUUUCUUAGCACAUACUUUAAAACUCUCACGUCCAAGCACUUUUGUUUUUUUCCCCCAGGCGCAUUUCCCACACAAACCCGCUCUUUACUGCUGAAUUGGAGCAAACAGCAAUUCGUGAACGAGACCUUGGUUCCCCAAGGCCCUGCCAUUGUCACAGCAGGAGACACGACAGAUGGGCUUAUAAGGAAAUGGAGGGGUUUUCAGUGGCCAGAGCAACUUGGUUUGAGGAGGCCAAGUUUAUGCUGUCACGGGGCUGAGGGGAAAUUGACUGUGCCAGAGCCAGGCUGGGGCUGUGGGUUGCCAUUUUUGAAUGAAUUUCAAAUGCCCAGCUCUAUUAACCAAGCCCACUGCUGAUUGAGUGUGGGCAUCAUUCAGAAGAGAACCAUUUUUUAAAUUUCCCCCUCCUCUCUCACAGUUUACCCAUGUCCUCCCUGCCACCCCAUUUCUUAACCGAAAGGAUGAGGUGGCAAUCGUAGGCCUCAGGCUUGAGGUCUCAACUCCAUUGCUGGCACUUGCAGCAGCAUUCAGGCCCUCUGGGAAAUGUAGUUCCUAAGCUUCCUGGUGUCAGUGUGAAGGAUUCACCUUCCUUUGAGUUAAAUAAUGUAUUAUUCCAUUUUGCUGAUGUUGAGUAAUAAUGACUCAGCAUGGACCUGGGGUCCCUUGAGCCACUGGGUAGCUGAGUAAUAAUGACAGUGAACCAGGCUGGUUUUAAGGCCUACACGUCUUCAUCAGCUUGUAUGAGGGAAAAUAAUGUCAAGGAAUCAACCUAGCCAGCUUUCUCCCCUCCAAAUAGCAGCAGCAGCAGCAACAACAGGAGGGUUUAUGCCUGCAACUGAGCCUCCUUGACAAAUAGCUGUGUCAUAUCCUUUCUGGAGCAGCCUUUGACUUUUCGUCAGCUUGGUCCGUGAUGAAAAGCUCUUGCCAUGGACUUAUUGAAGCUGUUGUGGUUCCGCUGCUCUCUGUCCCAUCUCCACCCCAUCCCUCAUUGCCUCCUUCCCUGUCAUGUCUGUUUAGUUUUCUCACAGCAAACAAAAUGUCUCCAGUUCAGUUGGAGAUUCCAGGAACACUGCCAGCGUAUAGCCUUCACCUCCAUAAAAAGAAAAGAAGCGAAAAAAGAAAGAGAGAGAGAGAGAGACAUGGAGGAGGGGGCAAAUUCCUCUCUGUCCUCAAGCUUCUCUUACUCUCUUGUUCUUCCUUUCACCCUCUUUCUCUCUGUCUCUUACUCGUGGAUGUCUGGGUAUUCUGGUGACGUUUAGGGUGCUUUUGAUGGAUUGCGAGGGUGGAGUAGACAUGCUUGGACUUCCCUGCAAAGCCUCCCCUGCUUGCGACCUGCCUCCCAUCUAUUUUUUCCCCUCCCUUCCUAGUGAUAAAUAAGAGACAUGUGUUGCAAUGUCAAGCGGUCCUUCCGAGCAAACCAGGAUGACUGCAGACUAAGAACAGAACAAGGCCCAAAUAUGGGUUUUCGUCUCUUCCUCUAAAAACUAAACAUAUCCCUCAGAGUCCCUUUAUAAGCCAGUACGACUCUCUCUUGCUCUCAUGUUAACAAGUUUUCGCUUCUCUCUCUCUCGCUCCUUCCUCCAGUUCCUCCACAAGCGAUCUCUCCGGCUAUGAGCAUGGCUAUUUAAGAAGAAGUCCUGACCAGUACAGCUCUAGGGGAAGCAUGGAGAGUUUGGACCAUACCCCUGCGGGGUAUACCCAUCACCCCUGCCACCUUUCGCCAGCCAAAUCCACCAAUAGUAUUGACCAGCUUGCCCAUCUCCACAGCAAGAGGGAUUCCGCCUACAGCUCUUUCUCAACCAGCUCCAGCAUUCCCGAAUACCUGGCGCCCACGUUCUGCAAGGAGAGGUCCUAUUCCAUGGAGAACGUCCAUUCCCGGGGCAGACCGCAAGAAGGGGGAAUGAGGCAGGCUGAUAUCAGGUACAUUAAAACUGUCUACAAUGCCCAGCGAGGCGUUUCGGAGGAAUACGAAGUAAAGUCCUCUGCUCUCUCGCCAAGCUGUGAGUCCCAGGCUAAAGGAUACGGCUACAGCAGGUUGCAUGGCUACAGCAAGGGACUACCAACUCGGAGCUCGUCUGACAGCGAUAGCCACUAUAUGAAGGGGCCCCCUAUGCCACCGACCCGUAGUGACAGUUACGCAGCAACCAGGCACCACGAGAGGCCCAGCUCCUGGUCCAGCCUUGAGCACAGGAAGUCCUGUAGGACUCACCCCAAAAGUGCCUGGCCUCACCUAGGCCAGGGCACCCCUCCUCCAGGGCAUCUCCAGAAACCUGCAUUCCUAGAAGGACAGCUCCACACUGUGAUGGAGAAGAGCCCAGAGAGCAGUCCCACCAUGAAGCCCAAACAGGUUUACUCGCAGGCAGCUCAGCCAGGGCAGCCUUUGCUUCCUACUGGUGUUUACCCUGUCCCUUCUCCUGAGCCCCACUUUGCCCAGGUUCCUCACCCUUCCGCAAGCAACAGCGGGAUGCUUUACCCAGCGCUUGCCAAAGAGAGUGGGUACGCACACGCCCCUGUGUCUUCUCCAUCCUCGUACGAAAACGUUGCAGCCUGCAGGCAGCAUGCUGGCUUGGACGAGAACGGAAACCAAAGCCCACCGAACAAGGCUGCCAUCUUCUACCAGCCUGAGUACGCGCCAGGGAAGAAGCAGGAGGUGGAAGACGCAGCUGCAAAGUUCGUCUUGUACAGGAUGCAUCCCGAAGCCUACCCCGCGUCUCCCAGGCAGGAUGAGUCGGCCCCGCCGUAUAUGACCACAGCUUCGAUCCAGGAAAGUGCAAGAAACGCACAGCACUCGAACCACAGCUCUCAGGCACGCCUGCCUCACCCGAGGGAUGCGAUUGACAGCAAAGGCCUCUGCCACUCAAAGGGGUACGGGGCAGGAGAGCAGAAGGAAGAUAAGAACGCAAACCUGCAUCCCACAGCUCAAAACCAGUGGAACCCCAGUAAGGCCAAGCAGCACGCUUUUUCCUCCUUGCAAAACAUCCCGGAGAGCAGCAAGCUGCAGAACAGCUCGGAUCUGAAGGAGGUACCACAGUGCAAGGGCUACUCCGGUGCCAAGUGGCAUUUUGUGAAUUACAGCAGCCAAGCGGAGAAGGGGCAGAUCCCUGGGCACUGGCAGGAUGGCGAGUGGCACAGCUUAGAAGGGUACCAGGACACCAUUCCCAGCGCAGAGCAUUUCCAUGGGGUGGAGCCAAAGUACAAGGAGCCCUCUUCUCCGAUGGCCCCUAAGAUGUCAGACUUAAAUAUUCACCAGCUGGGUUCUAGCAACCUCCAGAACUCUCAGUAUGGGCAACUGGACUCUCGGAAGGCCCGGUGCUCUGUCCUGGAGAAGGUCAGCAAGAUAGAGCAACGUGAACAAGGCGGCCAGUGGCUGCAGAGUGUCAGCCCUAACAGCUUCAGCCAGAAUUUCAGCUCAGGCAAGCCCAACCUCAACCAUGUUGAGGACAUCCGAAAGAGGCGGAACUCUCAAGAGCAUCUUCACUUGCUUGGAGAUCAUAGCCGCCUGGCCAGCGCAAGGAGCUCAGACCCGGCCGCAUAUAUGCAGCGCGCAAGCGAGAGUGGGGCUGGCAGACCAGAGAGGGCUAAUUGGCACGGUGCAGAGCAGCAGAUGGAGGCAGCAAGUGCUGCCGUGGCGAUGCCAGGAUGGCACAGCAUCUAUCAUCAGGCCGGGACCUCUGAAAGCGAGCCACCAAAACCGGCUGGGCAGCUGCCCCAAAGCAGAAGUGCUUUCCAGUUGUCGGAGGAGCGCGAGAGAGAGCUGUUGUGGAAGGGCAGCACCCAGGACUCGAACGGCUUGCAGCUGGACCUCCCCUUUAGCAGGGCUUACAGGAACAGCAUCAAAGAUGCCCAGUCUAAGGUUUUGAGGGCCACCUCCUUCAGCCGCAAGGACCUCAACAUCAGCCCUCAGUGUGGGAAGGAGCCCAGAAGGAGUGUGCAAAGGCCGGCCUCAGCACAUGUUGGGAUGAGGAGCAUGGCUGCGUCUCCCCAUACCCCAAAGGAGAGGCAUAGCAUCACACCGACAGAGACCAAGUUGGAUUAUCCCAACAAAGAGAGCCUUCCUGCGCCUCUGCACGUGGCACGCAUUGGGGGCAGGAGGCGACUGAACCCCGACCAGAAAAAGAAGUCUUACUCUGAGCCGGAGAAGAUGAACGAAGUGGGUGUGUCUGACAGUGAGCUGUCGCCCUUCUCCCACCAGAAGAAAGCCCUCCAGUUUGUUUUCCCAGAGAGCACGGUGGCUGACCGCCGCAAGAUAUUUGAGAGGGAGAACAAGGCGUGCUCCACCAUCAAUCUUUCCAAGCCGGAGCUGAAGCAGCUGCAGCAGAACGCGCUGGCAGAUUACAUUGAACGCAAAACUGGGAAGCGGCCUUCGUCUGCAUCCCAAGACUCCAGCUUCCUGCAGGAGGGCUCUCAGUCCUCUUGCACGCAAACAGGUGCCCAAGAGGGGCAGUCUCUUUCAUCCUCAUCCAGCAUGAAUUCUCUCCAGGACCAGAGUCUUUGCCAUCGCCGGGAGUCCCUGGAGCCGGUCUCUAGAGCGGGGCGUGGCUUUGCCACUCUUCCUCCUGGGCUCACAGGCUGCUUCGAUCCCAGCGGACCUGAGGGCAGGAAGGUGACCAGCCCAAAUCACGGCAGCAGGAGCAGCUCCUUUCCCAGUUGGCUGAAAGCAGACCGGCGUCAGGAUUGCAGAGCUGACCCAGAGCUCACCAAAAGCACCCAGACAGAUCUUGACAUGUGCACCAAGCCAUGCCACGCUAAUGACCAAGUUCUGGAGAAGAGGUCGGCACCCACCAAGAAGCCCGGGAAGUCGGCCUCUGCAGAGGACUUGCUGGAGAGAUCAGAAAACCAGGCAGUUGCCAUCCACAUCCGAUCCAGGUCGUCUCCCUCAGCGGAUAAAAUGUGCCAGGUAUGUAAAAGAUAUGGGACUUCCUUGGUCCAUCUAUUGUUCAUUCCCCCUGGUUAUGCUGGAGCGCAGACACUGUUAGUUCUGCUCAAAGUACUGUGGUCUCAUUGAAAUUAAUGAAAUUAAACCAUAGAGGCAUUAAUUCCAGUGGGUCUACUAUUAGCAUAGCUUAGUGGGUUCAAUCCAUUAUUGCAAAGGUUCUAGUGAGCAGUGGAAUUUGGUGGGUAUAAAAGCCACAAUAACCCCUACAUUCUAUGAGAAUCUUCACACUUGCAUGGAGGUUUCCCUCCCCACCUCUCCAUAGAAUUGUAGAGUUGGAGGGGACCCCAAGGGCCAUCUAGUCCAACCCUUCCUGCAAUACAGGAAUGAGAGGCAAUUGUGAAGAAGCAUUCUUAUUCCACAGCUCUAUUCAUUUACAUGGGACCAGAGAAGGAAAGGUGGGUUGUUCAAUGUUUGGCUGGUAGUAUAUCCUAUCUUUGCUGAAACACGGUGUUUUUUAUUAUUAUUCACAUGCAUCCUGCUUUUCCUUUUGAGGGAAACUGUAUCUCGCAAUGUCCUUCUAUUUACAUAAGGGCAACUUUGGAUGUGUCCCAUUCAUUUUCUCCUCACAGGGCUACCUGGGAAUCUGACCCCGGGUCUCCCCAUUUCAAAGCCAGUGCUAUAAUACCCCGCUACACCGCAAACUGACUGUCAUAUUGUUUUAUUGUUGACAAUGGAAUUUAAAUUGGCUUUGGGCAAACGUUUUUAGUUUUACUCUGCAUCCAGCUGCUGGUGCAAAGCUCUCUUUGGAAGGCUUCUGCCUGCUGAGGAUUUUUAGAGAGACAAAAAACUGGGUUUCUGGAGGGAAUAAACCCCACAAACUCACAAAAACCAUUUCUCCUCUUAUUACCACCACCAGGUAUUUUAUAAGGCAAUCUGGAAAACCAUUUGCUCUGAGAUUUCUCUUUGCAAAGCCCAAGAGCCCUGCCAGAUUGCAAAAUGCUUAGCCUGAGGCCUUUUGCUGUUUUCUUUCUCCUGCUGGCUUCUCUGCGCUCUUGUGCUGGGUGUAUCGGGUUGUCCUGUCAGGCCACCACCAGACCUACCAAGCUUGUGUUUUCAGAACAGGACAGAAUAAACAGCAAAGCAAAAUAGUGAAGGAGGCAAAAUGCUUAAGCAGCUGCGGACCACCAACUUGCUCGUGUGUCCCUGGUUUGUAAGCAAAUGUUCUAGCUGUGCCACGUUAUCUAGCUAACAUCCUUGGUGUCCAUUGUGCAUUUUGGCUCUUUUAAAUUCACUCUGUGGAACUGUGUUGAUGGCGAGAGCCACUGCAGUCCUUACGAGCACAUCCAGCGUGAAGCUGAACUAGCUGGCGUUUUAAGGAGCCAGUGUGGUGUAGUGGUUAGAGUGUCGGACUAGGACCCGGGAGACCAGGGUUCAAGUCCCCGCUUGGCUGUGAAGCUCACUGGGUGACCUUGGGCCUAACCUACCUCACAGGGUUGUUGUGAGGAUUAAAUGAGGAGUGGGAGAACCAUGUAUGCCACUUUGAGCUCCUUGGGAGAAAAAUGUGGAAUAUAAAUGGAAUCCAAUGGAGGUUUUUAAGCAGAGGUUGGAUGGCCAUCUGUCAUGUAUGAGAUUCCUGCAUCGCUUGGGUUCCCCUCUACAAUUCUAUGAUUCUAUAAUUUGCAAGUAUAAUUUAGCCGCCCUGAGCCCGGUUUUUGAAGGGCGGGGUUUAAAUAAAUUAUUAUUAUUAUUAACAAUAAUAAUAUGGGGUUUAACCAUAUAGAUAUUGGAAUAGAGCAACACCACUCUACAUGUUAAUAUCUCAUUUAUUCAUUUAUGGUAUAUCUGACCCAUCUUUCAUCCAGCUGGUCCCAAGGUCAGAAUCCAACGAUAAAACAAGUUAAUAAAAGCAGAAAACAUCCUCAGAUCAACGAGCAACAGCAUUAUAGUUCUCAUCCCAAAGACCUGGAUGAAGAGGUAGCCAACUGAAAAAAAGUCAACAGUGUCAGCCGUAGACACACCAAUGCACUAGAUCAGGGGCGUCCAACAGGUCGAUCGGGAUUGACUGGUCAAUCCUGUGGAGGCUUCGGUCGAUCUUGGUUGAUCUCGGGCUCCUUUUCCUUCCUGCUCAUGAUUGCUAGAACAGGAGACGGAUUUGUCGCUGCGAGGCUGUUUCUUUUCUUGGCAAUCUUUUGGUGAGAGCGACUUCUACUGCCUUUCUCCUUCCCUCUCCCUGAAAAAAAGCUCAACCACUUUGACCUGACCCCCGCAAAGGGGUAGAUCACUGCCAGUUUUUUAUUUUGUGAGUAGAUCGCAGUCUCUUGGGAGUUGGACAUCCAAGGGGGAAGUCAUUCUGGAGAUAGGGUGUCAUUUCAGAGAAGGCUUUUUCUUGUACUACCAUCCCUACCACAUGCUUCACCUACUGGUGGGGCCACAUGUUGGGUAGCUUCUGCAGAGUGUCACCCACUGGCAGGAUGGUAGGGGGUCAGUGUUUGCAAGUCAUUUAGGGCUUACUGCCAGCACCUUGAAUUGCAGAGGCAAAAUGCAUCCCAAGCCACUGGUUCCAAAGACCUGUGAGUCCAUCCUAGCCCCUCUGUCUUGCUGAUUCAGUUUCAGGGUGGUUUUUUUGGAGGGAAGCCAAUGUUUGGUGUAUAUGUGACCAAAGAGGGAGGAACUAAGUUGAAUUGGAGGGUUUGAAAGCCUCUGUGGCCACAGGUUCUCCAAGGCCUGGUCAAUUUCAUAGAAUCAUAGAAUCAUAGAGUUGGAAGAGACCACAAGGGCCGUCGAGUCCAACCCCCUGCCAAGCAGGAAACACCAUCAGAGCACUCCUGACAUAUGGUUGUCAAGCCUCUGCUUAAAGACCUCCAAAGAAGGAGACUCCACCACACUCCUUGGCAGCAAAUUCCACUGUCGAACAGCUCUUACUGUCAGGAAGUUCUUCCUAAUGUUUAGGUGGAAUCUUCUUUCUUGUAGUUUGGAUCCAUUGCUUUUUUAAUUGCAGCCAGCCUGUGGUUUGAAUAUGAAUGUUUUCCUGCAAACCCCAACAUGUUUUUAAUAAGGGGACAAGAGAAGGGGGUGAGGACAGAGAAAGAGUAGCAGUUAAAGCAAAACAGGAUCUUCUCUUUUUUUCCCUUGUUCCCUGUUUCCUUUUUAAAAAAAUCAGGUUUGCCAAAGCCUUUUUAUCUGUUGCAGCAGCAGACGUGCCUCAGCUUUUGGCUUGCUAUAUAUUUUUAAAAGGGAUAUAUACUGUUCCCUGCAGACGGACUAUAAAUUACACUGCAGUGUCACUGAAGGAAUUUGUUUAAAGAUCUGAGGAAAUUGAUAGCUAUGCGGAAUUGCUGGCCCAUCUGUCUUCAACCACACAUUCUCCAUCUUCUUCUGCGUCUCCUCUUUUAGCUUGUCUCAGCCUGCGUGCCGGGUAAAUCUCCGGCUUAUAAAUUUGGUCAAGCACUUUAAACUCCCCACCCUGUCCCAGCUACCGCCUUUGCAUCUAACAACAAAGCAAGGCAAACUUUGGGGUUUUUUUUGGGGGGGGGGGGGACAAUCUUUGGAGUGGAGAAUUAUAGAUUGAGUUGUGAGCUCCUUGAUCUCAAAACAUGCAUCUCUUCACAUCUGGCAACUAUAUUUGUGUGCAAAUUCCCAGGCUCUUUGUCUUGUUCUAGAAUUGGGCUUUUCCUGCUUUAAAAACUAUUCACUAUAUCUUAAUAGGUAAGAACGUAAUUGUCCAGGUGAAUUUAAACUGGCAGCAAAGUCUCCCUGUGUCUUGGAUGUCAGAUGUUUUGGAUUUCAGAGAUGCUGAUUUAGUCCAACAUCCUUCCUGUUCUCAUGGUGGCCAACCAGAUGCCUGUGGAAAGCUCGCAAGCAGGAUCUGAGUGUGACAGCUCUCUCCCCUCCUGCGGUUUCCAGCAGCUAAUAUUCCAUAGAACCAUAGAGUUGGGACACCGAGAGAGCGUCUAGUCCCAACCCCCUGCCAUGCAGGAAUCAUAGCUGUCAACUUCCAGAUUUGAAAAUCAGGGAUCAGCAGCCUCACCUGUCCCGGAGACAGUCUACGGGAUAUCUAACAAUCUGGGAUAGCAGCGGGAAACGGCGCUGAAAUAAGGGAAUUUCCCGCAAAAAAAAGGGAAGGUUGACAGCUAUGGCAGGAAUCUCAACAUGCGGUAAAACGUAAAGUUAAAUACCCCCCAUGGUUAUUUAAUUAUAGAAUGUGGCAUGAUGGGUUGUGUUAGAAGGUGGAAUAUAAAUAUUUGAACAAAUAAAUGCACGUAUUAAUUACCAUCCUAUACUUCUAAAGCAGUAUGUUCAGUUUUCUGUUUGCUUCUCUUUCUCCUCAAGGACAUCCUGAUGGGAGAAAGUAGUGAGUUCAGCCAUUUUGUGAAAGAUCCUUUCUAUGUCGUGGCUGCUGGCACCAGGUAGGUAUUUAUUCUCUCUCUCUCUCUCUCUCUCUCUCUCUCUCUGUGUGUGUGGCACAUACUACCAUAUGACGACAGAGCAGUUUCUGUAAGAAUAAGUAAGGUAAAGGGACCCCUGACCAUUAGGUCCAGUCGUGACCGACUCUGGGGUUGCGGCGCUCAUCUCGCUUUAUUGGCCGAGGGAGCCGGUGUACAGCUUCUGGGUCAUGUGGCCAGCAUGACUAAGCUGCUUCUAGCGAACCAAAGCAGCGCACAGAAACGCCGUUUACCUUCCCGCCAGAGCGGUACCUAUUUAUCUACUUGCACUUUGACGUGCUUUCGAACCGCUAGGUUGCCAGGAGCCGGGACCGAGCAACGGGAGCUCACCCCGUCGCUGGGAUUCGAACCACCGACCUUCUGAUCAGCAAGUCCUAGGCUCUGUGGUUUAACCCACAGCACCUGCGUCCCUUAAGAAUAAGUAAACUACACCAUUAAAAACCACAGCACACAUUGAAACUAAUAGUAAGAUAGUUGUAGCAUCUUAAUAAUAGCAUAAUGAAUGUUCAAUGAAAGGGUUCUGAUCACCUUAUAUUGGGGGGGAGGAAAUGCAUUAAAAAUAGUAGGUGAGCUGCCCCAUAUAUAGCUGAGGGGGGAAAGCUUGCAUACAUCUUCAUCAAGAGAAGCAGGUUUAAAAAAAAAAAAAAUCACAAUUGCCUUUGGUACAAAAACAAAACCCUGUUUCAAGGUGUACUCCGAAGCAGUAAGGGAAUCGAAUAUAUCUGAAAAGAUUAGCAAAGGCACAGAAACUAACCAAAAACUUAUAAAACAAAUUCAAAGGUAUGUUUUCCCUGUGAACUGCAUUCUUGCUCAGAGACAAAAGAUUAUUGGAUUUUCUGUGCCCACUCGUAGCACAAUAUCCACGGUUACUGCUGCUGCCUCCAUGGUUGUUCCAAAGCAGCUCUGGAUAAUGCUUGUAUACCUCCCACCCACACUGCUGGCACACAUCAUGUGGUUAUGUGCCUCAUUGGUGUGAUACGUAACCACACGGCCCUUCUAAACCGUUUGAUGGAAAAUGUUCACAUUAUCAGGAGAGGCGCAGGGGUUACAGUGAAGGAGGUGCAAGCUCGCGAUGUAUUCUGAGUCAGCUGAUACAGACUCUGCUUUCUUUUGAUGCACCACAAAUAGCCUCUUAUCACUUGGAGCAGCCUUUGCCAACCUGGUGCCCACCUGGUGUUUUGAACUAAAACUGCCAUCAGCUCCAGCCCAGUGCUUAUGGAAGCUGUAGUCUGGAGGGCACCAGGUUUGCAAACGCUGAUGUAUGGCUUUGAAAACAAAGAGUUCUAGAGAAGAGUGAUUAACUUGGAAUUGCAACAGCUAAGCCAGCCUUGGCUUCGGUGCCUAGUUUCUAGGAAAGUAUUAUGAAGCCAGAGGAGCCAAGACUUUCCCCCCGUGGGAAUCUAGCAGUUUUCGAAUAGCUUUUAGUGGUCUUUGCGUGAAAGCAACCCUGGCUGUCGUCUCAUCCUUCCCAAUUAAUCAGUGUUUCGAGACUCUUUUUAUGAGUUGGCUUCUGCAUGCAGCUUCUUAAGUAACGAGGCUGACACUUGCAGAGAAACGAGCCAACGGGAGCAGGAUAUGGGCUAUUAAGUAAUAUGCCUUACAGCCAAGCCUGACAUUCCUAAGUGCUUAUUACCGUCUUAAGGUCUUCGGAAUGCUGUUGCUGCAUCAGCAAUGUAUGUGUUACAUUAAGCGCAUUCCUCUGGCGGAAAGCUUUUUUUUUUGCGUUCAGGAAUUGUUUCACAGUUCUCUCCCCCACCCCCGCUCCAAAGAAGGGAACCGGUUGAGUUGGAAAAGCAAUAGUUCACAGCAGACUAGCUAAAUAUGCAAAUGAGCACUGGGCAUUAUUGAAGAUGAGUCAAGGUGGGCCUCGUGAAAAGAAAGCCUAGCUCACGACUCUGCCAGAAUUCUGAAGGUAUCAAUAAGCCAGAGAUAAGUCUUUGCCAUCCGUAAGAAAGUGAAGGUUUGUGGGCUUCCAAGGAAGCCUUUGAUAAAGGCUUUUCAUAAAGCCUUAUGGUAUAAGUUGAAACAUAUUUUCAGGAAGCAACAGCUGGAAGAAAGAGAGAUAGUGAAUGUUAAAGAUAAAGGGACCGCUGACCAUUAGGUCCAGUCGUGACCGACUCUGGGGUUGCGGCGCUCAUCUUGCUUUAUUGACCAAGAGAGCCGGCGUACAGCUUCUGGGUCAUGUGGCCAGCAUGACUAAGCCGCUUCUGGCGAACCAGAGCAGUGCACGGAAACGCCAUUUACCUUCCCGCCAGAGCGGUACCUAUUUAUCUACUUGCACUUUCAUGUGCUUUCGAACUGCUAUGUUGGCAGGAGCAGGGACUGAGCAACGGGAGCUCAUCCCGUUGCGGGAAUUCGAACCGCCGACCUUCUGAUAUGCAAGUCCUAGGCUCUGUGGUUUAACCCACAGCGCCACCCACAUCCCUUCACUUUUCCUUAAAGGUAAAGGGACCCCUGACCAUUAGAUCCAGUCGUGGCUGACUCUGGGGUUGCGGCGCUCAUCUCGCUUUACUGGCCGAGGAGCCGGCAUACAGCUUCUGGUUCAUGUGGCCAGCAUGACAAAGCCGCUUCUGGCGAAACCAGAGCAGCACACAGAAACGCCAUUUACCUUCCUGCCAAAGUGGUACCUAUUUAUCUACUUGCACUUUGACGUGCUUUUGAACUGCUAGGUUGGCAGGAGAUAGUGAAUGUUAGGCUAAAGCAAAAGGAACUACUUCAAGAGAAAGACAAACAGGCGUUAUUAUCUGAAAAAGAAGGGAUAAAAAUAUGCAAUAGGAAUGAAUAUCAGAUAGCAAUCGUGGUGCCAUGUGGAGACUGUGAGGUGUACACACAUUUUUUUUAAAAAGCAAGCAUCCAGUCCUUAACACUGGGGAGAAAAUUGCUUGUAAGCAUAAGGAACAUAGUUAUAGAGGCUCAGAGAUCAGAAGCAGACUAUGUGUUGUUCUUGGCACAGAAGAUUUCUGCUUUUACUUCAUGCACCCAAACCUUCCCCUCCCACACAGCAUGUUUUCAGCCUGCCUCCUCCACGGCCUGUGUUCUUGAUAAAAGAAAUAACACGUUCAGCAAGAACACAGAUAAUUGCAGUAUAAUGAGAAUAUUGGGUGCAUACAAAGGUUCUCCAUUUGUGCAGGUUUUAUUUUCCUUGCUGAAUUUUUGCAGCAUUUGAACUUGGGGUAUUAUUAUUAUUAUUAUUAAUAUUAUUAUUAUUAUUAUUAUUAUUGCAAAAGCCUGGAGCCCGCAUUGAUAUAAAAUUGAUGCAUCAGCUUGAUUGCCUUUUUUUUUUUUUUUUUUGAAAACUCACUAGUUUUAUACCCUGUCCUAGAUCAUUUGGCAGCAAAGAAAGAAGUCAGAAGGAGAAAUCAGCGUUCACACAAUAUCGACCCCACACUCGCCAUAGCAGUGAGAGUGUCGGCAACUCGUUCAUUCCGAAUGAGAGACAGAAAGCUCCGGAUCUCCUCAGACACCUCAGCAGGACCUCAGCAUUUUCCUCACCUUCAGCAGAUACGAAGGGUCAUCAUCCUGAACCUAAGCCAGGCGCCAGGCUUGCUACCCCUUCCAGAUUUGGCUGGUCGCCAUCUAACGGUGCUAACCCCAUGCCAGCUCCCCCAGAUUUCCAAGUUGCCAGUGAAAACCUAGUCACAAGAUGGCACCCCAGACCUGAGAGGGAUGACAUCGUUCAGGGCCAGGUUCCGGAAAGUUCCAACGGCCCACCUAAAGAGCCAGUGGAAGAUAUUACCUGGAGAUGGAAGGCGACGCUGCCUCUAAGGCACCUCCCGCCUACAAUUAAACGGAUCAAAGAUGACGGCCCCUCCAGAAGCGCGAUGCCUUUCCAAACAUCUGGGCAGAAGGCCUUCCAGAGGUGGCAAAGCCUUCCAUCGCAGAACAGCUCCUCUUCUGAGCCAGAGACUCCUUCUGGCCAAAGCAGGCUGUCCCUCCGCAUCUCAGAGUCCUGCCUGCAGGUGUCUCCUCAGGAAGAGGGCGAUGAUGACGUUUUCUUCCAGCCUCGUGUUUUGGAUGCCGCCUAUGAGCUUUCGCCCCCUCCACCGCCACUCCCCGCCCAGAGCCCCAGUGCUGCUGAAAACACCAUGGAAGAAUUCCCUCCUCCUCCUGCUGACAUUCUGGAAGAGAAGGAGCCAGCAGCUGGGAACGCUGCCAGCCUUGGAGAGGAAGGGUCUGCACUCAGGUAAGGCUCUUCCUGAACACCCUUCCCUGCUCUUACUUUGCAAGCAAUCCUUCUUGGCUUGGAAUCAACUUGAUCCCGCUCCCCUCUUUCCUUUCUCCUUCUGUGAUGGAACUCCUACUUGGGGACUUCCUUGUCUUUUUUCUGGCCCACGUAGGACCAGUCUGAAUAGUUGGCCUUGGUGAAGAUUUGACUUUUCAUCCCCAGAAAGUUCUUGAUUUGAGUUUCUUUUGAAAUGAGGCUGCGUUUUAAUGUUGUAUUUUAAUCUUGUUUUUAAGUUGUAUCUUAAGCAAUUGUUUUUAUACCUGGUGUUAGCUGCCCUAAGCCCAGUCUUGGCUGGGGAGGGGUGGGGUAUAAAUAAAAUUUAUUAUUAUUAUAAUAUUUUUUAAAAAUAAUUUUUAUUAAAUUUUCCAUUUUAACAAUCCAAUCAAAUCACAUUGAAUAUUCCAAAUUAUACAAAUACAUAUCAUAUAGUCCAAAUAUUCUGCCAAAUUAUUUUUUAAAAAUGGGACUUCUCAUGCUUCAAGUUCGGUGGGGCUCUGAUCAUCUUAUAUCUCUAGCGCCUUGAGUUUCCAAUAGAAAAUUUAUUAUUAUUGUUGUUGUUAUUCUUCGUGUUUGGUUUCUUGGGAUUCCAGCAACAAUAACUUUAAAGGGUGCAUAGAGCCUCAAUUUUUAUUUGAUCUGUUUGUUCCAAACUAACCAUAUAUUUGCUCCCAAAAGCUUUACAGCUGUUGAGGUCAACUGUUCUUUGAAUAAAAAUUGCCCAGUGCUCACAUAAGUUUUUGAAACCUUGGCAUGUAACCUCUGAUUAUAUUUGACCUCAGUAGAUGUUCAAUGGCAGUUAAUAUCCAGGCAGUAUUUAAUUCUAUUUCAGUCAUUCCCAAACUGGAGGGAACUGCCCCCUUGGUUCCAUAAAUUCGCCCGCAGUGUCCCCAUUGUUCAAAUUAAAAAUAUUUAGUUUAACUAAUUCAACAAAAUUGAUGAACUUCAUCCAUUGAUGCCAGCUUUUCCAAGUCUGAUAGUCAUUUAUAUCCCCUGCUGACCCCUUGCCCCUUAGCACCCUCUGCCUGGUAGAUCCCGGCCCCCCCCCCCCCCGGAACAGUACCACCCACUUUAGGAACCACUGUUCUUUUUUUGAUAGUUGGCAUAUUCGUAUUCAUAGGCAUGCAUUUAAUGACUGGCCAUAUUUGAUGGUUACUGCACAUGACCGAGAGGCUCAAACGAUUUUGUUCUUGCCUUGGGAGAGGGGUGUUGGCACAGAGUUUCAGAAACCCUGGUUUAAAAUAGCUCUUCCCCCUGCUUAUCGGCAGAAACUUCAAAAGGAUUCCUAGGAACUUUGGCGACAGAGAGGAAACGGGACCAAACGCUGCCUCCACUGCCAACGCCAAGAGCAGCCAGGCUGCUUCACCGCCCCCUGCCGGAACCUCAGGGCCCAAAGCGAAUGGCGUCACGCCUUCCUCGCAAGCACAACAGCCGCCUCUGCCCGCUCAGGGGCUGCCUGACGAAGCUCCUGCCAGCCAGCCUCUCGUGCCUGUCAUCACCAGCAGGGAGCCCGAAAACAGUGACCUCAACCCUGAGAGUAACCCAGGGAAGAUGAAGACCCCGGAGGACAUCAAGGAGGAGGCUUUGGCAAAGGAGAUCAUCCACAAGGACAAGUCGCUGGCUGACAUCCUGGACCCCGACUCCAAGAUGAAGACCACCAUGGACUUGAUGGAAGGGAUAUUUCCCAGCGGGGCCAGGCUGCUUCGAGAGAACUCGAAGAGGAAAAUGACGCAGAAAAGGGCCAACAGCUCUGGCAGUGGCUCUGUCCUGCCCAGUGAUAGCAAGUAAGUCCCAUUUUCUUAAGGUUUUUGCACCCCAUAGAGCAGAUAUUUUUUACACUCCACUUACACGAUGGGGCAUGUUUUAAGCUCCAUCUGCCUGUUUAUCAGGCACCCAUCCUGAUAUGUCUGCACAAAAUUUGUGCAGAGGUUUUAUGACGUUACCUGCGCAUUGAACGUUCAUCGCAAGUGUAUUAUUAUUAUUAUUAUUGCAAGGUUAUGCGAUGUCGCCAUCUGGUCCUUGUUAUCUUGCACCUUCCAGUGAAGUUUCCUGUCGUUUCUGUCGGACUUCCCACAUUUAGAAAAUAGUUGGGAUAUUUCACAGAGUAAAAACCACUAGAUGGCAAUGUUGCAUAACCUCCAGGCAAAUAUUGUGCAAGGAAACCAGGAUGAAUGCUCCAUAAACAAGCCCAUCUGGAAGCGCCCCUGGGUGUUAAAAUCUUCCUUCUCUCCAGUUUGCCCAAUGGGGAUGUUUCCCCCAAAGCACGCCCACAGCUGAUGUCAACUGUUACGUCAGAUGGGUGGAGAUGCAGCUGCCAAAGAACGAUCAGAAGCCUUGAAGUGCGUUCCCAGUUGUGCAUUGGCAAGGAAAGCUUGCUGUCAGCACCAGUCAGCUGACCAGUGCUGAGUGUAUUGUGGAGCUCUCUGUCAGGAACAAUCAUAGGGUUCCCUUGACCCAUCAGGACCUCCAUAGGGCAGCUACUGCCUGCCCCAAACAGGCUUUCCGUGAGUUCAAAUAUUCCUUUGCGUCGCUGGCUUAAAUCGAAGUGCAAAUGGGCUGUAUGGAACAUUGAUGUUCUUGUUUGUUGUUGUUUAGUCGUGUCCGACUCUUCGUGACCCUAUGGACCAGAGCACGCCAGGCACUCCUGUCUUCCACUGCCUCCCGCAGUUUGGUCAGACUCAUGUUUGUAGCUUUGAGAACACUGUCCAACCAUCUCGUCCUCUGUCGUCCCCUUCAACAUCAAAAAAACGAAGAUCAUGGCCACUGGGCCUAUCACCUCCUGGCAAAUAGAAGGGGAAGAAAUGGAGGCAGUGAGAGAUUUUACUUUCUUGGGCUCCAUGAUCACUGCAGAUGGUGACAGCAGUCACGAAAUUAAAAUACGCCUGCUCCUUGGGAGAAAGGCGAUGGCAAACCUAGACAGCAUCUUAAAAAGCAGAGACAUCACCUUGCCAACAAAGUCUGUAUAGUUAAAGCCAUGGUUUUCCCAGUAGUGAUGUAUGGAAGUGAGAGCUGGACCAUCAAGAAGGCUGAUCGCCGAAGAAUUGAUGCUUUUGAAUUAUGGUGCUGGAGGAGACUCUUGAGAGUCCCAUGGACUGCAAGAAGAUCAAACCUCUCCAUUCUGAAGGAAAUCAGCCCUGAGUGCUCACUGGAAGGACAGAUCCUGAAGCUGAGGCUCCAAUACUUUGGCCACCUCAUCAGAAGAGAAGACUCCCUGGAGAAGACCCUGAUGUUGGGAAAGAUGGAGGGCACAAGCAGAAGGGGACGACAGAGGACGAGAUGGCUGGACAGUGUUCUCGAAGCUACCAGCAUGAGUUUGACCAAACUGCGGGGGGCAGUGGAAGACAGGAGUGCCUGGCAUGCUCUGGUCCAUGGGGUCAUGAAGAGUCAGACACGACUAAACCACUAAACUACAACAAAUCCAUCCCUGCUGGUUUAAUGCACAGAAGCACACACAGCGCCGGCUUUUCUUUUUGCAAAGCACCCAAAGAGCUAUACCAGACUCCUACCUGCUCCCCUGAAAAGGGACACAGCUUGAUUUUUUCUUGUCUGUGUUAAUGGUGCAAGGGUAGGAUGUCACAUAAUCUCUGCAAGGACUUUCUUUUGAAAGAAAGCACACGAUAUCUAAGAAUCAAUCCAUCCUGCAGCUUGAGAGGAAUGUGCAGAAUGAAUAGCGCCUCUUUCUUCUGGUGGCUCUCGAGUUCAAUUCAGGGAACAGUUAUGAUUUCUCAGAAACUUAUUGGAGUGCAGAAGGAGCGGAGCCUCCGGUCUGGUGGGGCAGGGAGCAAAUUUGGUUCUCCAAGUCACUCUCUCUGGCCCCUGGGACUCUCACGCUCUCGCCAGCCACACACCACCUCUUCCCAGGCCACUGCCUUUAACAAUCCCACUUCACAAUCUCCUGGCGUGCUCUUGCCUCGCUGGAACAUGUCCUUAAACUCUGAUUGGACCUUUUGGUUUCCUGAAGCAAGGCCACUGAGAGGCGUGGCCUGGGAAGGGGUGUGGUCUGGAGGGGGCUGCAUUUGGGCAUUAGAUGCAGACUGUCAGUAGCCCAUGCGCUUCAUUCAGGUGGUCCAUGGCAUGUUGGCAAAGAACACUUGCAAUCGCAGUUCUCCUGAAUUUAAAUGGCAAUGCAAUAAAAUCAUAGCUGUCAAGCGUCCCUUAUUUGGCGGGACAGUCCCUUAUCCCAGCGCCGUGUCCCGCUGCUGUCCCUUAUUGAUGAUGUCCCUUAAAUUUCCCGGGUUUCAAAGGAAGCAGCUCCUCUCCCUCCCUCCUUCCCGGCCAGGGAGGAGGGAGGCUCCAACUGUGUUGCUUGGCUGCGUUGCUCACCCAAUAAGAAGUCUAAGAACGACUGGGGGGGUGGAGCUUGCAUGACUUGUGCUGAUCAAAUCGGCUGCAUUGCCUGGGGACUCGCCUUUGCUCAGCGCUUCCCAGCAGAGAGGGACGGUGGUUUUCCUUGAGGCUUCGUUUGGCUGCUGGCUGGGCUUUCUGCCUUUGGCUCGGAGGGGCUCAGAAGUUGAACAUACCUGUGCUUGGAAAAUCCCUUAUUUUGGCUGCUGAUCCCUUAUUUUCGAGGCUGCUGGUCCCUUAUUUUCAAAUCUGUAAGUUGACAGCUAUGAAUAAAAUUACAUUGUAAGAACCAAAAGAGCAGUAAAAAUAAAAUUACAAAUCAUUCACCACAUAGCACAGCCCAUUGCACACCAGGGAGAAAAAUCAUUAAGUGGUCUGCCAAGACUCUCAGUGAUUUUUAGUGGGAGGGAGCGGUUUAGGCAGUCUUGUGCUACCUGUAUAUGCAUGGAAAUGUUGAUUAAGCAUGAACCAUUUUUAAAAAUAGUUAAACUUGCGCCAUCUGGUGGCAAUCCCCAAUUAAAUUCACUUACUUGUGGGGAAAGUACCAAAGAAGCCAUAGGUUUGGGAUCUCAAAGCAAGGCACGAGGGCAGAGUUCAAAAUUCCUUCUGCAGUUUGUGCAUGCGUGUUUCUUCAUCGGUACAAGAAUGGCAGCCGUGUAUGUCCCAGACUCCUACAUACAUAUCUGUUCUCUGCCGUGGUUUAGGAAAGAUGAGAAAGAAGCUUCUGCCUCAAUGCUGGCCUCGUGCUCAGCUUACUACAACGUAUCAGUACCCAAAGCCGAACUCCUGAACAAAAUCAAGGAUUUGCCAGAGGAAACAGGUGGCGAUGAAGAGCAGGUGGCAAUCAAUGAGAAAAAGGUGAGUUUUGAGCAUCUCUCAGCACAGAAGGAAGCAAGGUCAGCCAUGAUCAUAACCAGAGCUCUGUCAGUCCCAGGGAUCUGUGACUGCACUGUGCAAGGAGCAGAGUUAAACAAGAAUAAUCAUCCUUCUAACCCUUAAGACUAAUUAAUGGCAGUUAUGUUCAUGCACAAAAUCUAAGUGGUUUGUGCUCCUAGUUGAAAUUUGAGUCCCCACCUAUAAGUCCCCACCUAUAAUGAGUAUGGGUUGCUCGUGCGUAAGUUGCCGCCUCUCCAGGCUUUGUUGCCUUGGUAAACCUUUCAGUCUGGGCAGCCCUUCACUUCGUGGCUGCCUCAGUCGCUAGCAGAAUCCGUCAGUGGGCGUUUCUUAAAUCUUUUCCAACAUAAAAGUUGUUUGACACCCAGUCUCCUCCUACUCUCUCUGCGCGGAAGUCUUCUGCGCAGGGUGGGCGUGGGUAGCGGAGGACCCGUGCUCUCCCCGCUGGUGUCCAGUGAAGAGUCCUGGAGCCCUCUCGCCGAUUCCCCCAUCAGCCCCUCCUUAUCCCUGGUGUUGGGCUGAUUAGCUUCCCCAUCUGCGGAGCUGCCUCUCUCCCUGCUGGGCCCUUCUCCAGCAUCAUUUGAGAGCCUCCCCUCCACCUCUAGCUCCGAUGUCAGUUCCCUGACACCACCUUUUGAAACAUAAAAGAUUUCUGAAGAUCUGCGGUCAUCUGUUGAGAACAGAAAUAGUUUAAUCUCUGGCUCAAGUCAGAUAUUUGUAGUAAACCUGCUUCCAUUGGUCAGCUUAAUUCCUUAAUUCAGUGUGUACCUAUGACCUCCUGUUGAUUGGUGCUGUGCAAGCAAAAAGAGUCUGGGUGGCUUUUCAUUUUCAUUUUUAAGAGGUCUCUUAAUUCAGUGACUCCAUGGUGCCAGAAGAAGACAAGGCAUUUUCCCUUUAUUUACACAAAGGCAAGUGAUUCUGUCCCCAGGGCAAAAUUCUCCAACUUGCCUUCUAGUUCUCUAGCAAAAGAAGCCUAUACAGUGGUACCUCGGGUUACAUAUGCUUCAGGUUACAUACGCUUCAGGUUGCAGACUCCGCUAACCCAGAAAUAUUACCUCGGGUUAAGAACUUUGCUUCAGGAUGAAAACAGAAAUUGUGUUCCGGCAGCGCGGCAGCAGCAGGAGGCCCCAUUAGCUAAAGUGGUGCUUCAGGUUAAGAACAGUUUCACGUUAAGAACGGACCUCCGGAACGAAUUAAGUACUUAACCCGAGGUACCACUGUAUUGUACUACUUGAGAACAUCGUUGCACAGCAUCGUUUCUUAGAAGGUCAAACAAUUGUGAAUUGUUUAUCACAAUAGCAUCCAUAAUGGAACCCUUAUUCUUGAUUAGUUUCUUUGUAUACAUAGCUUUUUAAAAUUUUAUUAUUUUCAGUACAGUAUACAUAACUUUUAUUGGCUGGAGGAAUUCAUAAGGAAUGUUCAGACACAUGCUUUAAAACAGGUGUUGGGUGUCCGGGGUUCUCCAGAUGUUGCUGGACUACAACUCCUAUCAUCCUAGUCCUCAUUGACUCGUUGACUGUGGCUGAUGGGAACUGGAGUCCAUUGGAAUAUCUGAAGGGCCACAGCUUCCAAACACCAACUUUUGACGGCUGCCUGACAUAGUAGUAGAGGAUGAUUUUUGCUCAAUUCUGCCCCACCAGGCUGAACUCAUUGAGAGCUUGUCCCACAAGCUGGAGACCCUGAAAGAAGCCAAGGAGAGUCUGCUGGCAGACAUCAAGCUCAACAAUGCCUUGGGAGAGGAAGUCGAAGCUUUAAUCAGUGGCCUAUGCAAGCCCAAUGAGUUUGAAAAAUACAGAAUGUUCAUCGGAGACCUGGAUAAGGUGGUCAAUCUCUUGCUUUCACUCUCAGGACGCCUUGCUCGGGUGGAGAAUGUUCUCAGCAGCCUCAGUGAGGAUGCAGAUAACCAAGAACGGGUAGGUGGAUUCAGAAAACUAGUGCGCACGAGUGGCGCUUCCCUACAGCAGCAUCUUCGGCAAUGAAAGUGGGUUGAAACAGCUCUCCACUAAACCAAGCGCCAUAAGCUCUUGCAUCCAGGGGCAGCACAGGGCAAUUGUCUUGUGAUCCAGACAUGUACAUCCAGCUUCAAGGGCCUUCUGGCGGUUCCCUCCCUGCGAGAAGUGAGGUUACGGCAGUGGUUCUCAACCUGUGGGUCCCCAGAUGUUGGACUACAACUCCCAUCAUCCCUGAGCUCUGGCCUUGCUAGCUAGGGGUGGUGGGAGUUGUAGUUCAAAAACAUCUGGGGACCCACAGGUUGAGAAAGGCUGGGUUACAGGGAACCUGGCAAAGGGCCUUCUCGGUAGUGGUGCUCGCCCUGUGGAACGCUCUCCCAUCCGAUGUCAAGGAGAUAAACAACUAUCAGACGUUUAGAAGACAUCUGAAGGCAGCCCUGUUUAGGGAAGUUUUUAUCGUGUUAUUAAUAUUCUGUUGGGAACCGCCCAGAGUGGCUGGGGAAACCCAGCCAGAUGGGAGGGAUAUAAAUAAAUUUCUUAUUCUUAUUAUUAGCCAGUUCUCUCUCUCUCUCUCUCUCUCUCUCUCUCUCUCUCUCUCUCUCUUUCUUUCUUUCUUUUUGCAAGAUCAGCUCAGGUUGGCUUUAUCUAACACAGGGCGGCCCAACUUUUCAUACCAAGUGGGUUGCAAGAAUACUUAGAACCUGCCGGCCGCACACUGCCUUGUUAUGCGGGGUGAGGGAGCGAGGCCAAAAUGUGAGCCCACACCCCAAUCCUUUCCCUGCCUUCCCAAAGCUGGCUAAGUGAGGCUCUGGGAAGGAAGUGUGAGGACUCUAGGACCCUGUCUGAGCCUGGCACCUCACUUACCUGGCUUGGGGAAGGCAGUGUGACUGCUGCAGGUGUGAGGCAUCAAAUGUUGCUGAGGGCCAGCCACAAAAGGCCUUGAGGGCCACAUGUUAGAUCUAACAUGAUCUAACCCUGAUCUAACACAUUCUUGGGAGAAAAUCUCUCUCUCUCUCUCUCUCUCUCUCUCUCUCUCUCUCUCUCUCACCGCAGCCCUAAUCCCAUUCACUGGGCAGUGAUUUUUUAAUAUAUAAUAAUAAUUUAUUAUUUGUACCCCGCCCAUCUGGCUGGGUUUCCCCAGCCACUCUGGGCGGCUUCCAACAAAGACAAAAAUACAAUAAAAUGUCACACGUUAAAAACUUCCCUGAACAGGGCUGCCUUCAGAUGUCUUCUGAAUGUCAGGUAGUUGUUUAUCUCUUUGACAUCUGAUGGGAGGGUGUUCCACAGGGCGGGCGCCACUACUGAGAAGGCCCUCUGCCUGGUUUCCUGUAGCUUUGCUUCUUGCAAUGAGGGAACCGCCAGAAGGCCCUCGGAGCUGGACCUCAGUGUCCGGGCAGAAUGAUGGGGGUGGAGACGCUCCUUCAGGUAUACUGGGCCGAGGCCAUUUAGGGCUUUAAAGGUCAACACCAACACUUUGAAUUGUGCUCGGAAACUUUUGAAGUCAGUACGGUCCAUUCAGUGCGUCCCCCAUGUGUGGGAUUCUGGAACAGAACCGCAUCUAUUCUUGGAAGCAUGAAAGGAAUAGGUUGCGGACAUUCGUGUGAAUUGCCUCAUGGAGUUUAAUAAGACCUGCUUCUAAGCGGACGUAGUAAGGAAUGCACUGCGACAGUGGGGAAGGGAAUAGAUGGGGGCGAAUUUUAGCUGUGGCGCUAAACCUCUCCCUUUUCCUUCCCUCCCACCCCACGCGGGACAGAGCUCUCUGAACGAGAAGCGAAAGAUGCUGGCUGGCCAGCACGAAGACGCCCGCGAGCUGAAGGAGAACCUGGACCGGCGAGAGCACGUGGUCUUGGACAUCCUAUGCAAUUACCUCUCGGGGGAGCAGCUCCGAGACUACCAGCAUUUCGUGAAGAUGAAAUCCGGGCUGCUCAUAGAACAGCGCGAGCUGGACGACAAGAUCAAGCUAGGGCAGGAACAGCUCAAGUGCCUUCUGGAGAGCCUCCCCACGGACUUCGUGCUUAGCAACAGAAAGGGAGCAGAACCUCCGACAUCCACCGGGACCAGCCGACCUCCAGCGCCAGCACCUUCGCUCUGACCUUUCUAGACGCGGCUGCGUCAAACCUUUUCUUCUCAGAAUUAUUUAAUCAGAAACCUCUUUUAACUUUUUUUAAAAAAAAAGAUUUGAGGGAGGAUUUAAUUAUUAUUUUUUAAUUAACGUUGGGGUGGGGGGGAAUAAAACAGCACGGAAAGAUUUCUUUUUCUUCUUCGUCUUCUCCCGGAGAUCACGACUUAAAUCUGUGUGGAAUACAUUGGAUUCUUGCGGCCAAGCAAGAUGCAGAAGAGACUGGCAGCAGGUUAUAUGAGGGAGGUCGUUAGCUAAUUAUAAAUAAACUCAAGCUGUCCCUGCUGAAGGAGUCUUUGCCCCCCCCUCUGAGCACCUGACGGUCGUUAAAAUAAUGAAGGAUAUACAAUAAUGAAGCCUUAAUUAAAAUAUUAAUGAGAGACCUGCUGUCUUGAACAAUAUCCAUAUUUAUAUUUUUUAAAGGUACGUGAUAGAAUUCUGUAAAGAUUUUGUACAUACGCUAACCAGUUAUCGAUUCUACUUCAACAUGUACGUAGGGGGGAAAUGGUUAAAUAUUUUUUUUUGUACUUCACAUGGGAAAAGAAAAGAGGAACACCCUCGAUCCCACCCACCCCCCAAAAACCCCAUAGUCACACAUCAUAUCUAAAUAAAGGACUAGUAGGAAAAGCUACAGGCCAGGAUCCAAGGAUGCUUGCAUGCAGAAAGAUGUACUUGGUGAAUGUCAGCCCAGACGUUGGAUGUGGGUGCAGUUUGGCAUCUCGUUUUCCCUGGGCAAGGAUCCCCAGUCAGAGUGCAAUGGCUCUGUCCUUUUCCUCCCUCUCCCUUGCAUGGUGGGAUCCAGUGCAAGUCCGUGAGCAGGGUCCCCACCCGUGUACCAUCGAGGCGGUCACUGGAUUGUAUCUUUUUAUCUCUCUCAGUGCCCAGUGAAUGUUGCCAGUAAGUGACCUUUCCACGAGAGCGUUGCACAGCAAAAUCCCGUCUUCCAGAUCUGCAGUGCGAAGCAGCCGCCGUUGGAACAAGCACUUGUGUGAACCAAACAACUCAGGAGUCAACGUGAAACUGAAGCAAAGAGAUACUUCCUCCUUGAGACUCUCUCUUGUGGGAUCUGUGAUAUUAUUAUUUUUUACAAAAAGAAAAACAGUAACAAGAGAAAGCAUGGAACUGCAUGCAGCCUGCAAACUUAUUUGAAUGACUUCUUGAGGUGGUUCAUUGAAUGUCCUUAUUUAUAGAUUGCUUUAAACGGAAACGGAAAUGAAAUCCUUAGCCUUGGUUGUUUCUUUGAAAUGUAGCAGUGCUUUGCUUAAACCCCAUUGGAACUGGCCAUCCCCCAAAAGCCAUCCUUACCCAAAACUGAGGUGGGAAGCACAAAAGUUGCACAGGUAGAGUUGCCCAUCCCACACUCUCUUCAACACUCUCUGCUAAAAGCACUGCCCCUUUGUUUAGAUGGGAGACCUUUUUCAGACCCCAUUCUCUUGUGGGUAACUGGGGGGGUGGGCAGGGGCGAGAGGGUCCAGGUGCAGAAAUGAGUAGAGCAAAAAGUGGGCUACACUCCAGCUAUGCAAAAGUCAGAUUCCAACACACAUCUCUCCCAUCUUCCAAAUAAUCCCAGUUCAAGGAUUAUGCCAGCCAGGCAAAAGCCCUUGUGGAAGACACAGCCAUUGAGGGGCUUACCCUAGUGCAGGCAUAGGCAAACUCGGCCCUCCAGAUGUUUUGAAACUACAAUUCCCAUCAUCCCUGUCCACUAGGGAUGAUGGGAGUUGUAGUCCCGAAACAUCUGGAGGGCCGAAUUUGCCUAUGCCUGCACUAGUGAAUAAGAGGCAAAGACUGAAAAGGAAUCCUUUGGGUCAGAUGGGCCUAGAGGGUGACAAUUGACUCUUGGAGGUUCAACGUCUCUGAUUUUGAUGAAACAGAAGACUGCCUCCAUGUGCUCUGCUCCAUAUCUUUUAAGACUUUACUAAGGCAGAGAGAGGGAAUCCUUCCUGUUUAUGCUGAGUGACCAGUGUUCAGCAAAGACCUGGCUGCUUCCAGAUGCGUUGAGUGGUAGAACUCCAUAGGAUAUCGCCAGAAAUUUAUCUGCUGAUUAAUGCAUUUGCAAGGAGGUUGCAAAGAGGAGACUUUACCCUUUGUGCAUUUGCCGACACACACACACACCCCGGAUCCACCUCACCCCCGGAUUCUUUAGGGGGAAAGAAAGUUUAAAAAAUCAUGGCCGGCAGGUGUGGGUGGGCAAUGUGGCAGGAUAGAGCCAGUCAGCUGCCACCUGCCAACUUCCCCUUGCUAGCUACCCCACUCGUGGUGAGCAUUAUGGUGGAAACACAGAGUUACGGAGCCUGCCUUUCACUCGUAAUGCACAGCGCUGCCCAGAGUUUAAUGACAAGGAACAGGAGUGCUAUUUUUAAGAGCAUUUCUUCCUAUAGGUUUUCAUUUUCGUAGCUCGCCUUAACUAUUGCAGCAUUGCCAGCAAGGUAAACAGCCGGCCUCUCUUUCCAAACAAAGGGAUUUUGUGAUGUUUAAAAGAAAUGCAUGCCUAGCAAGCACACGGGUUUGCUUAAUUGUUGAUGGAAGUGGCCCAAUCUGACUGCCAAAGGUGUCCCAGGGAAUCGGCUGAAAAACAGAGGUGCUGUUGAGACUCUGUUCACCUGCAGCUUGUACGCUAAAGGCCAGUGUGGUUGCUUAGCUUGGGUUAUAAACCAGUUGCGUCACCUUUGAUGUGGCUGGCCAGACUUUGGCUACCUCUGAUUUGAUGCUGCUGCUGCUCCUGCAAUCUGGAAUGCAUCCCCUUCUGUGCCCUCCACAUGUUUCCACGAAGCUGGGAUGGGGAACCUGUGGUCCUGCAGAUGUUGCUGAACACCCAUCAGCCCCAGUCAAGAUGGCUAAUUGUCCAACAACAUCUGGAAGGCUGCAGGACACUUAUCCUUGCACUAAGCUUCAUUAACCUCUUCUGUGGCAGCUUUUUCCGAAUAUGCAAGGCCUGUUCAUUUUCACGGCAACUCUCUAAUGAACAAGUAGGUCUCUUACUCCUCUUCCUUACAAACAUGAGGCAAGGCUGAAAAAAUGGUAAGUUAAACCAGCCAGGGACUCAUCAUACAGAUAGGACUAUUUCUUUAGCCAAGACUGGCUCUUCUCUACUUUGCAAUGCCGGCGCUGUCAUUAGGCAGAAUGAGGUGGGAUGCUGGGAAGCUGCUGUGGCAACCUUCUAGCUGUUCCCUUGUGUUGGAGGACACAGCUGCUUAUUCCACCCUGCCUGUCCUUAGUUCACACGAUCUGGCACGCUGCCUCAGGUGCCGUGGUGGAAGUUGUCUCAUCGCUAGUGUUGAAGCAAGAGUCUGCUGCCACUCUGGUUGGCUUCCGUAUGUGGAAUGGUGGGGAGAGACGAAUACCAUCAUCUCUGCCUAGGGCAAGAUUUGCCCUGCCUUUAUUUGCCCUGCAAGGUGCAUCACUUCCAGAUGUUUCCCAAGGUCUGAAAGUUUUAUACGCUGCCCUGCAGAAGGGCAAGUCUGCCGAAUGCUUAUCACAGUGGUUCUCAACUUGUGGGUCCCCAGAUGUUGUUGCACUACAACUCCCAUCAUCCCUGAGCUCUGGCCUUGCUAGCUAGGGGUGAUGGGAGUUGUAGUCCAACAACAUCUGGGGACCCACAGGUUGAGAAAGGCUGGUUUAUUGUGUGUGUGCGCUGGAUCAGAGCAUAUGUUGCCCGUGGGAAAGCUCCCUAGCCUAACUGUGAAGCCGAAUCUCUUACAGUGGUGAUUUUGUUUUGCCUGUGUGAAAAGCAUUUCUUCCAACAAUCGAGGAGGUAUUUGGUUCAUCUCCAUUCAAUGGGGGUUUGUCCUCUGCUUUGUGCUAUCUGGAUGUUGAUUGGCUCCAAGCAGCUUCUCUGGCUCUGAUCCUUUAUCUUGCCAGAUAAAGUUUGUUCCAAAGAAACCACAUGGAGUGCUUUCCCUUUUGCUCUUUGUAGAGAAGCAAGCACAAAAGUCUAAAAUGCAUCUUUUAGCAGCAACUCGGCCUCAGAGCCAUAGUAUCCUAUUGAGCACUGUGCAGAAUCUCAACCCCUCACAAUUUAGGCUCUGCUGCAGUUCUAAGAAUUGGAAUCAGACCAGUUUUGCAGUGUAGGUGCCUUUUGUAUACUCAAGGCAUAACUUGUAAUACUCUAUGCUUUUGAUAAAUUGCCAUGCUGCUCCGACUAGGAUGUUUCUUGGUUUCAGUAUAAUUGUGCUUAACAACAUCAGUGAAGCUCUGGGAGGAUUUUGGACCAGUAGAACAGGGGUAGCCAACAUGGUGCCCUCCAGAGGUUGCAGGCCAACAACUCCCAUCAUCCAUGACCUUUGGCCUUUGCUGGCAUGUGCUGAUGGGAACUGUAGUCAGAUAUUGUCUGAAGGGCACCACGUUGGCUAAGCCUACCUUAGAGCAGGAGGGAUCUUGGCAUCCUUGCCUUUGGCUUACAUGAUCUGUGGAAAAGUCUUGGUCCUCAUAUCUCCUUAGGCUGUGUUGUAAGGCUCCUGUUUACACUGCAUCCUGUGUGUUUUCCCCAGUGGUUUGGGAAGCGAUAUAUACAAUCCAAAGCUAUCCUGUUCUAUCCUGUCAUUUCUUAUGAAAUACUGUGUUUUGAGACGUUUUCCCCAAACCAGUUUUGAUCCAAAUUGAGAAAACGAAGGACUUGGCUGUGUUUUAAGCUGGUAAGCUGUACAAAGCCGGUAAGUUACAGGAGGUGGAAUAAUGGUGUUGCUAUCACUGAAAGAUGGAGACCCCGUUUCUGGUUAAGUGCUAAGCUGGUUGUCAUAGGGCAUUUCUGGAUGGCAGGUUCAGUAGACCAGCUGGGCUUGCUGCUGGUCCAAAGAGCACAGUUCAACAUGGGAUAGUACAGCACUACCUUGUAUUUCUUGAGGUACCUCCCACCACAAGCUGCCUCCUUUGGUGACGCAGUCUUGAGUGCCGAGUGAGGAAGGCUGGUGUGCCGUUUGAAAAUUUACAGUGUCACCUGAGUGAGGACAAACUCCCAGGGCAAACUCGCAUCAGCUUUGCCAAUGGGCUGCAUCCAACAUUCUCUGUCUGCUAAUGCAAGGGAUCUUGUGCUAGUAGAGGGGUAAGCUUUAAUGUUACACAACUGAGGGAUCCAGUGCAAAAGUUGCAUUAGCAGAAACCCUUCAUGCAACAGGCUGCUCCACUUAUUAUGCAACAAAAGUUACCAGCAACUUGCUUAUGCGUUCUUUUGCCCGACAAUGCUUCACUGGUGCAAAACUUUUCUCCCGUGGAGCACUAUUCCACUAAAUGACUUUAAGGCAGCACUACAUUGAAUACACUCCAAUAUGCCCAUAAUCACUACUAGUCCCUUAAAAAUGUCCUAGCCCACUUGCCUACACGGCUCUCUGUUGGGGUUUUGUGGCAUACAGAGAGCAUAAAGAGAAAACCCACCAACUCAUCAAAUUUAUAUAAGCUUCCCAAGCUGGCGGCCUAGGAAUUAUUCUUGCAUGCCCUCAAGCAAAUGGGCAAGACUGGUUAUUGACAAUAAUGUGGUUUUGGUGGCCUUAAAAAUCUGUGUCUGUUUUGUGCCAGGCAAGGGGACUCCGGUUGUGUGCGUGUGCGGACAAGAUGCCAGGGCUGGGUCAAGACAUUUUGGCAUCUGAGGUGAACCACGAAACGGCACCCCUCUUCCCUGCCAGGGAAGUUGGGUCAAGUGAAGAUCUACAUCAAGAACAAGGGGGAAUGAAGACCUACAUUGGGUUCUGCUGUCCCUGUUGAUUCUGCCACCUGAGGCAGUCACCUCACCCUGCCUCAUGGGUUGACCGGCCCUGCAUAGCACCCUUUUGUUCCUGCUUUGCGUGGGUUGUUGGUUGGUUAAAGAAAAGGGUUUGGUUUGUUUUUGCACUGCCUCAUCUAAAGAUUGUCAUGAUUCUCUGGGUUGUUGUUAAUUUUAUGAAUGAUCAACAUUGGUAAAGAGGAUGGUGAUGUGUACUUGGAAACAAUUAAAGGUUAAUAGUUCACUGUGCAA